AGUCCCACCAGGAGGAGCAGGAGCAGGAGGAGGAGGAGAAGAUGAAGAAGAGUGAGACAAUCACGGUGUGUGUGUGUAGUCAUAAUAAUAAUAAUAAUAAUAAUAAUAAUAAUAAUAAUAAUACCUUUCAUUUGUAUAGCGCUUUUCAUUACAUAAAUAAUUAAAAGCUCUAAAAUGAGCAUGCUUUUGUGGCACAGUCGAUGCCGUGCAGGGCUUCAGGUCAGAAGGUUGAGGGUUUGCCGACCACCGCGGGCUCACCUUCCCUGCCUUUUUCAUUACACUUCACCUUUUUACUAAUAUAAUGACUUCAAUAGAUCAUAGAUGACAGAACUACAAUGUCCAGAACAGAGGAUCAAGUUCUCAAGUUAUUCUGUAUAUUUUUCCAAACUCACAGCCAUUGCUUACGCCAAAUAAACAUAUAAUAAUCACAAAAUAUAUGUAUCUCACUGUCUGGACGUUAUGGAUCUAAUUUAUUUCUCUGUCACACAUGCACACACCAGACCUGGGUUCAAAUACUAUUUAGGGUAUUUCAAUGACUUUGAAGUAAGUAUUUUGAUAUUUUUUCUUUGAAAAUACAAGUAUUUUGUAAAUAGUAGGCUAUUUAUAGGAAGUUAUUUGCAAAUACUUUCAAAUACUUUAAAUAGAAGUAGUUGAUUUCAGAGACAUUAUUUAAAAAUACUAAAAUACAAAGAAAAUAAGUAUUUUAUUAACAAAUACUGAAAAGGUAUUUGAAACCAGUUCUGGCACUAGCAGCUUCACUGGAAGAGCCAGUUAGUACCCCCCCCCCGUUGUAGAAACUCCCCAUCCCCCUACAAAGACACACACACACACAAAGGGUUAUCAUUACGGUUUUGGAAAUACAAACCAGUGAGAGCGAUUCUCAUUGGCAGCAACAGUACAAUGCAAAUAAAACGAUAUAGUACUGUACUGUAUUUCUCUUGUGCACACCUUUACAUCAGGAAUCUUUAUUGUCAUAAUAUUCACACACGUAUUUAUCAAGCCACUGCAUAGCUCAACCUAUGAGAAUAACAAUUAAAGACUAUUUAGAACUGUAAGUAAAGCAGUGGUUUCUAAAAUUUGAAGCAGAAAGGUUGUUGGAUGACAAUGAAGUAGUUAGCACUAGCCAAAAUAAACACAAGCAUAAUGCACAUGCACGCAUGCCCGCCUCCCCGGUGCCCGCCAAAACCAAUUCAAAAACUGGUAAAAACAUUAUGUCAAAACAUGAUUUGUCAUAUCAGCCCUUUACUUUUCCAUAACAUGCCUCUGUAGUCCAGAAGUCACGUACACCGCACGUAUACUGGCACAGAGACAUCAUACCAAGAUGGUGGUUGUUGUUGCCAGGUAGCAAACAGGCACAUGCCACUGUAGUCAUACUCUUGACCAUCUCCUGACUGUGACACAUAGCUAAGAAAUUUGAAGUGUUCACCUAGCUGGGUGUUUCAAAGCUUGACAUUCUUUAUUGUAACAUCCGGUGUCAAACAAACCUGCCUUGUUUCCCUGUUGUGUAUUAGUAGAGCAUCCUAUUAUGUUUGUUUUGUCUUCAUAGUAAAAUAUCCUUCUGUGACCAGUGUAAAAUACACAAUGCUUGAAUGUUACCAUUUAGGCCUAUAAGCUUAAUAUUUUUGAUAAACAACCUGGAGUGGAUCCCUAGCAUUCUUGUAAACCACUCUUACUGCGAAGUUGCACAGUGUAUACUCUAUGGUAUAAUUUUAGCUCAGUGUCACCUCAGUGUGACUAUCUCCUGAUAUGGUAGGAAAUUCUAAGGUGAUAGUCAGUCAGUGGGCUUGUAGUUGCUGUGCGGCGACAUACCUAGGAUAUAUUUGAAUAUUUGAAUGACAGAAGAUUUCAGUGACACCCAGAUACUGUAAACCAGAAACCCCCUCCCUCUUUUCCCUCCCUCAUUCCUUCCCCUCAUCCCCACUCCCCUCCCAUUCCCCCACCUGCUCCCUCCUCAAACACUUCCUAUACUUUGCUUCUCAUUCCAAACUUUCACAGUUCACACCUGGAUUGCUUCACACUCUACUCUUACCUUUCAGAGGAUGACAGAAGACCAGUUGAACCCUCCUCCCUUCGCCUCCUCCCUUUGCCCCCCAUCCCAACCCAACUCUGACAGUAUAAAAUCCCAGGUCUAGGACCCAUGCUUUACCACUCUGUUGACACUGCCAACUUUAAGUACACUAGACUUUUUAAAAGGAUUCUUUCUGGGAUCCAAACUCAAUUCAUCACUUUCGUCAAAAUGAACAAAAUCAUUUUUGGAAUCCUUGCAGUUGUUGCAUCUUUUAUGCUGGGUGAGUCUAAUCGAUAAUCAAUGCCACUCACUCACAAACAAAACUGAGGAUGCAGUUUGCUUGGACAGUAUUUGAUUUCAGUGGUUAUCAUUUUAGGUCAGGGUCAAUUUAGCUAAAGGUUUGUUAAUCCAACAAUUCCUCCUCCAUAGGUUUCAUCAUGUGAGUUAAAGUGUUAAUGCUAUUCAGUUUAAAGGGAUAGUUCACUUUUAUUUUCGACUUAUCCAUGGUUGUCGUUUCAUCCAUAAAGUUUGUAUUGAAUUCGUUGGCUGGUAAUAUAGCAAUGUCCAGCAUCUCCAGGCAAAACAUUUUUAAGCAUGUAGCGAUGCUAGUGUAAAAGGUAAGCAUCGGCUAGUGGUGCAUUCAACAGCAUGGAGAGAGCAGGGGAGUGGGUUUGGAAUGUAGAAGGUAGAAGGUAGAGACCACUUUCCCCAUACUUUUGCUUGCAACCGCUAGGUGAUUUUUCAAGAAAGUCUGAGAUUACUACAAAACACUUGUAGAGACCAACAGAGAAUAAUGGAGACUAAAGAGAUUAGUUUUAAAUGAUGAGAGAGGGAUUUGUAUGAUCAAUGCCAUGUCUAUGUUGUAAUGGCAUGGCAUUUCAGUGAUUUUCUUCUUUCAUUGUAUAGCACACCAAACAAGGGUGUGGUCUGUGGUCUUCAGAUGUCUAUGGCCACACAUCAAAACUGAGUGUGGCCUUCAGUUCAACCACAGCAGGAUUUGGUGAUGACUAUUGCUUUGGUGUUGGCAUAGAAUUCACAUAAUGUACAAUAACAGAAUAUAACAUAAUAGAGUGAAGUAAUGAAUGUGUGCUCUCUCUCUCUCUCUCUCUCUCUCUCUCUCUCUCUCUCUCUCUCUCUCUCUCUCUCUCUCUCUCUCUCUCUCUCUCUCUCUCUCUCUCUCUACCCCCAACGAUGAAUGACUUAGUGACAAAACAAUGGUCAGCCAUUGUCUGUGAAGCCAUGUGAUCUAAUUGUCUAACCCCACCCAACGUUUUGUGUUUCAGCCGAGUCCGCCUCAAAGUUUAGUCUUACAUCCCUGACAUGUAACAAAUGUAGUGUGGGCUUGCUGGGUGUUUGCAUGAACGCUGCUGAUGAGGUCUGCAUAACCAACAAAAGUAGCUGCUUCACUGGAAGAGCCAGUGAGUACCCUUCCCCUCCUCAACCACCCCCCCCCCCCACCUGAAUGACCUACUUGGAAGAAACUACCCACCCCUGUACACAGAUAUACAGAUGUGCACACACACACACACACACACACACACACACACACACACACACACACACACACACACACACACACACACACACACAAAGCAUCAUGUUCACUAUCAUUCUAACCCUCCUAUCCUCUCUCUCUCUCUCUUUAUCUCUCUCUCUCUCUAGCCUUCCCCUCUCUCACUUCUUUCGUAGGCUUCAACACCCAAGGCUGUCUGGAGAGCAUUAUGUGCAACACCACCACCAACGCCACCCUCCUGGGCGCCACUUACACCUCCGUCAAGACCUGCUGCGACUCCAACAAGUGCAACCCAGUCACGAUUAGCGGCGCAACCUCUGCCAAGCUCUCUGUCACCACAGCUCUUGGCGCCGCCCUGGUGGCCUCCGUGUGGAGCAUGCUGUACUAGAACUACUAGAGAAGGGUUUCCCAAACUCGGGCCUCGGGACCCCAAGUGGUGCAUGUUUUGGUUUUUGCUUUAGCACUACACAGCUGAUUCAAAUAAUCAACUAAUAAUCAAGCUUUGAUCAUUUGAAUCAGCUGUGUAGUGUUAGGGCAAAAACCAAAACGUGCACACCUUGGGGUCUCGAGGACCGAGUUUGGGAAACGCUGAGCUAGAGAAAGUAGGAGACCAAUUCUGAUUCUGAAAAACUAGAAGACUGUCCCGGUUUGUUUUAUUUACACUGCAUGUCUAAACCAUCUUGACUCAUGUGUUGAUGCUGUUGGAUUCUAGCAUGAAAUAUAUACUUAUUCAUGUUAAUAUACUAUAACUACUUUACAUGUAUAAUGUUAUUGUUAAAUCUCAUGGAUCCUAUGGAGAGGGCCAAAGGGUAACAGUCUGGUUUCAGCCACUGAUAAGGUUGGAUAGCCGUGGAUUAGGGAGGGGUAGGGAAUGUGGGCCGAGGUCAGGUCAGAUGAAGUGACAAGGAACAGUUCUAUUACACACACCACUAAGUUCCUGCCUAGCAACAGAUAUGUAUUGGCUGUCUAGAUGUGCAAGGAGGAGUUUCUGCCUAAUAGGAGGGUAUAAAUACUUGUGCUGGUGGAAACAUGUCUUUGUCUUUUCAGCUGUUUGACCCAGUGGGGGAAUAAACUUGGACCUUUACUAGUUGUCUGUGAGUUUUAUUCUGUUUGUUCAGAACCUAACAGUUGGCGUUGUCGACAGGAUUCACCACGAUUUACAGUCGAACUAAAGAGUCCAAAUCAGUGAAACAGGAGCCGGCACCAAAACCAAGGUAGACACAGUUCCUACACCUGUUACCACUCAUUCUGACAUCUUGGGUAGAUGAGAGUCGUAGGCUGAAACAAUUAUAGGAUACGGACCUAGAAAGCCUGAGUUUAUUCAGUAGUUCCAUUGUGAUACCACCUGUCAUAAAUCUAUGGUGUAGGGUUGGUUCCGUAAGGAUAGGUCCCGAGAUCCAUAGGUAAAUCUAUGGUGUAGGUUUGGUUCCGUAAGGAUAGGUCCCGAGAUCCAUAGGAAAAUCUAUGGUGUAGGGUAGGUUCCGUUAGGAUAGGUCCCUAGAUCCAUAGCUAACUACAGUGUAGGGUAGGUUCCGUGUAGGAUAGGUCCCUAGUGGGGUUGUUCACCUGCGAGAUCCGUAAGUGGGACGAAAGUCCCAGCCAUGGUGUCCGUGAGGCAGUAGAGUGUGUGUGUAGUGAUAAAUUGUCAUGCUUGUGUACUAGUACGAAAGGUUGUCGAGAAGUAGUCCAUGUAGAAGGACAAAGGAAGGAAGUGCAUACAGUGGAGAAUAGGAGAUAUCUGAGAAUAUCUGUACUUAAAGAUGAAACAUUGUCAGUGAGUGGGAAUGUGGAUGGUGAUAAAAGGCUGCCUACAAGUUCUGGAGGAGAGCCUCAUCCAUGGUUAGAAAAGCAAAAAGAUAUUCAAACGUUGUUUGAACAUGAUUUGAGUGUAUUAGCAGUAGCAAUAAGGAGAGAGGUUGGUUUAUGCCCUAUUGGGCCGGGGAACUGUGACAAGAACACAGUGGCCUCCAUCAUUCUUAAAUGGAGGAAGUUUGAAACCACCAAGACUCUACCUAGAGCUGGCCACCCGGUCAAACUGAGCAAUCAGGGAAGAAGGGCCUUGGUCAGGGAGGUGACCAAGAACCCAAUGGUCACUCUGACAGUGCUCUAGAGUACCUCUGUGGAGAUGGGAUAACCUUCCAGAAGGACAACCAUCUCUGCAGCACUCCACCAAUCAGGCCUUUAUGGUAGAGUGGCCAGACGGAAGCCACUCCUCAGUAAAAGGCACAUGACAGCCUGCUUGGAGUUUUCCAAAAGGCACCUAAAAGACUCUCAGACCAUGAGAAACAAGAUUCUCUGGUCUGAUGAAACCAAGAUUGAAAUCUUUACCCUGAAUGACAAGCGUCAUGUCUGGAGGAAACCUGGCACCAUCUCUACGGUGAAGCAUGGUGGUGGCAGCAUCAUGGUGUGGGGAUGUUAUUCAGCGGCAUGGACUGGGAGACUAGUCAGGAUCGAGGCAAAGAUGAACAGAGCAAAGUACAGAGAGAUCCUUGAUGAAAACCUGCUCCAGAGCGCUCAGGACCUCAGACUAGGGCGAAGGUUCACCUCCCAACAGGACAACGACCCUAAGCACACAGCCAAGAGAACGCAGGAGUGGCUUCGGGACAAGUCUCUGAAUGUCCUUGAGUGGCCCAGCCAGAGCCCAGACUUGAAUCAGAUUGAGAGACCUGAAAACAGCUGUGCAGCAACGCUCCCCAUCCAACCUGACAAGCUUGAGAGGAUCUGCAGAGAAGAAUGAGAGAAACUCCCCAAAUACAGGUGUGUCAAGCUUGUAGCGUCAUACCUAAGAAGAUUCGAGGCUGUAAUCACUGCCAAAGGUGCUUCAACAAAGUACUGAGUAAAGGGUCAGAAUAUUUAUGCAAAUAUAAUAUUUAAGUUUUUUAUUUUGUAUAAAUGUGUAAAAAUGUCUAAAACCUGUUUUUGCUUUGUCAUUAUUGGGUAUUGUGUGUAGAUUGAUGAGGGGGAAAACAAUUUAAUCAAUUUUAGAAUAAGGCUGUAACGUAACAAAAUGUGGAAAAAGUCCUGUGGUAUGAAUACUUUCCGAAUGCACUGUAUAUCGAUGUGUGCCCGAUGCCGCCCGCCAUCUCUGAUUCUCCUCCGGGUGUGCAAUAUCAAGUGCGCCUAUAGGCUAUUUAGUGCGGUCUCAAUUAAAUGAUCCAUAGCCUAUAGGCUAUAGUCUACGAAGUCCAUGCUCGGAGAAUCACAGAGUAAAGUUAUAUUGCUAAGAUAGCUGCUGGGAUGGUGUAAAUAAAACUAGGCUGCAUUACACAUGGCAAUGGAUAUUCUUACCCUGAGUUCUGGCUUGCUCUGCUCUUGCUGAUCAAAACUUUUUUGUGUGUGCUGCCUAACCAAUGCUGUGCUGUGUAGGCCUACAGUUGCAGUUCAGGAGGAGAGUCAAAGGCUUCUUCUGAAAAUAUUUUUAUAUUAGGCCUAGUCCAAAAAAUUCAAUAUUUUGCGGGCGGACUAGCCUGUAGCCUUUGUUCUGUUCAGUUUGAGAAGGAAAGCGCGAAGAUGAGAAAGAGGACUACUAUAAUUGAUUUUAAUAAAAACAAUAUGUUUCUUGCCCAUGGUGUAUUUUUCAGAGUUAUUGACCUCACAAUAAUCCAGAUUCGUGUAACUGACAUUGUGAUGCUGAAACUUGAAGCAGCAGGCGUGGCAUAAUCAAUCGGAAAUGGACAACUCAUGGUGCUGAAAGUAGGCAAAUACGAGUAGGCAUAAUUCAUUUCAACCAUCUUCAUUUUAAUUAGACCUUACAAUCAACAAGAGGGCUUUGUGUUGGAGCCUAUUUCUUCCUAUUUAAGAAAUAAGAGGUAGGCCUACCUGUUAGUCAGACGCAAUUAGGCUAUAGGCCGCUAUAUCCAUAGAUUUGUCGGUCAAUACCUCCACCCACCAUGCACUCUUUAAAUUGUAUUUGUAUUUAUUUGUAUUUAUUUCACCUUUAUUUAACCAGGUAAGCCAGUUGAGAACAAGUUCUCAUUUACAACUGCGACCUGGCCAAGAUAAAGCAAAGCAGUGUGAUAAAAACAACAACACAGAGUUACGUAUGGGGUAAAAAAACAUAAAGUCAAAAAAAAUAAUACAACAGAAAAUAUAUAUACAGUGUGUGCAAAUGUGGCAAGUUAUGGAGGUAAGGCAAUAAAUAGGCUAUAGUGCAAAAUAAUUACAAUUAGUAUUAACACUGGAAUGCUAGAUGUGCAAGAGAUUAUGUGCAAAUAGAGAUACUGGGGUGCAAAAGAGCAAAAUAAAUAACAAUAUAGGGAUAAGGUAGUUGGGUGGCCUAAUUUCAGAUGGGCUGUGUACAGGUGCAGUGAUCGGUAAGGUGCUCUGACAACUGAUGCUUAAAGUUAGUGAGGGAGAUAAGAGUCUCCAGUUUCAGAGAUUUUUGCAAUUCGUUCCAGUCAUUGGCAGCAGAGAACUGGAAGGAAUGGCGGCCAAAGGAGGUGUUGGCUUUGGGGAUGACCAGUGAGAUAUACCUGCUGGAGCGCAGACUACGGGUGGGUGCUGCUAUGGUGACCAAUGAGCUAAGAUAAGGCGGGGAUUUGCCUAGCAGAGAUUUAUAGAUGGCCUGGAGCCAGUGGGUUUGACGACGAACAUGUAGUGAGGACCAGCCAACAAGAGCGUACAGGUCACAGUGGUGGGUAGUGUAUGGGGCUUUGGAGACAAAACGGAUGGCACUGUGAUAGACUACAUCCAAUUUGCUGAGUAGAGUGUUGGAGGCUAUUUUGUAAAUGACAUCGCCGAAGUCAAGGAUCGGUAGGAUAGUCAGUUUUACGAGGGCAUGUUUGGCAGCAUGAGUGAAGGAGGCUUUGUUGCAAAAUAGGAAGCCGAUUCUAGAUUUAACUUUGGAUUGGAGAUUCUUAAUGUGAGUCUGGAAGGAGAGUUUACAGUCUAACCAGACACCUAGGUAUUUGUAGUUGUCCACAUACUCUAGGUCAGACCCGUCGAGAGUAGUGAUUCUAGUUGGGUGGGCGGGUGCCAGCAGCGUUCGAUUGAAGAGCAUGCAUUUAGUUUUACUAGUGUUUAAGAGCAGUUGGAGGCUACUGAAGGAGUGUUGUAUGGCAUUGAAGCUCGUUUGGAGGUUUGUUAACACAGUGUCCAAUGAAGGGCCAGAUGUAUACAAAAUGGUGUCGUCUGCGUAGAGGUGGAUCUGAGAGUCACCAGCAGCAAGAGCGACAUCAUUGAUAUACACGGAGAAAAGAGUCGGCCCAAGAAUUGAACCCUGUGGCACCCCCAUAGAGACUGCCAUAGGUCCAGACAACAGGCCCUCCGAUUUGACACAUUGAACUCUAUCUGAGAAGUAGUUGGUGAACCAGGCGAGGCAGUCAUUUGAGAAACCAAGGCUAUUUAGUCUGCCAAUAAGAAUGCGGUGGUUGACAGAGUCGAAAGCCUUGACCAGGUCGAUGAAGACGGCUGCACAGUACUGUCUAUUAUCGAUCGCGGUUAUAAUAUCGUUUAGGACCUUGAGCGUGGCUGAAGUGGACCCAUGACCAGCUCGGAAACCGGAUUGCAUAGCGGAGAAGGUACGGUGGGAUUCGAAAUGGUCGGUGAUCUGUUUGUUAACUUGGCUUUCAAAUACUUUCGAAAGGCAGGGCAGGAUGGAUAUAGGUCUGUAACAGUUUGGAUCUAGAGUGUCACCCCCUUUGAAGAGUGAUGACCGUGGCAGCUUUCCAAUCUCUGGGGAUCUCAGACGUUACGAAAGAGAGGUUGAACAGGCUAGUAAUAGGGGUUGCGACAAUUUCGGCGGCUAGUUUUAGAAAGAAAGGGUCCAGAUUGUCUAGCCCAGCUGAUUUGUAGGGGUCCAGAUUUUGCAGCUCUUUCAGAACAUCAGCUGUCUGAAUUUGUGUGAAGGAGAAGCGGGGGGGGGGGGGGGGGGGGGGGGGGGGGCAUGGGCAAGUUGCAGCGGAGAGUGUUGAAAUUCUCGAUUAUUGUAGAUUUAUCGGUGGUGAUAGUGUUUCCUAGCCUCAGUGCAGUGGGCAGCUGGGAGGAAGUGCUCUUAUUCUCCAUGGACUUUACAGUGUCCCAAAACUUUUUGGAGUUAGUGCUACAGGAUGCACAUUUCUGUUUGAAAAAGUUAGCCUUUGCUUUCCUGACUGCUUGUGUAUAUUGGUUCCUAAAUUCCCUGAAAAGUUGCAUAUCGCGGGGGCUAUUUGAUGCUAAUGCAGUACGCCACAGGAUGUUUUUGUGCUGGUCAAGGGCAGUCAAGUCUGAGGAGAACCAGGGGCUAUAUCUGUUCUUAGUUCUGUUUAAGAUUGAGAGGAAAUUACUUUUAAAGAACAACCAGGCAUCCUCUACUGACGGAAUGAGAUCUAUAUCCAUCCAGGAUACCUGGGCCAGGUCAAUUAGGAAGGCCUGCUCGCUAAAGUGUUUUAGGGAGCAUUUGACAGUGAUUAGGGGUGGUCGUUUGACCGCGGACCCGUUACGGACGCAGGCAAUAAGGCAGUGAUCGCUGAGAUCCUGGUUGAAGACAGCGGAGGUGUAUUUAGAGGGUAAGUUAGUCAGGAUGAUAUCAAUGAGGGUACCCAUGUUUACGGAUUUAGGGUUGUACCUGGUAGGUUCGUUGAUAAUUUGUGUGAGAUUGAGGGCAUCUAGUUUGGAUUGUAGGAUGGCCGGGGUGUUAAGCAUAUCCCAAUUUAGGUCACCAAGCAGGACGAACUCUGAGGAUAAAUGGGGGGCAAUCAAUUCACAUAUGGUGUCCAGGGCACAGCUGGGGGCUGAGGGGGGGCUGUAGCAAGCGGCAACAGUGAGAGACUUAUUUCUGGAAAGGUGGAUUUUUAGAAGUAGGAGCUCAAACCGUUUGGGCACAGACCUGGAUAGUAUGAUAGAGCUCUGCAGGCUAUCUCUACAGUAGAUUGCAACUCCACCCCCUUUGGCAGUUCUAUCUAGACGGAAAAUGUUAUAGUUGGGGAUGGACAUUUCAGAAUUUUUGGUGGCCUUCCUAAGCCAGGAUUCAGACACUGCUAGAACAUCAGGGUUGGUGGAGUGUGCUAACGCAGUGAAUAACUCAAACUUAGGAAGUAGACUUCUGAUAUUAACAUGCAAGAAACCAAGGCUUUUGCGAUUACAGAAGUCAACAAAUGAUAGCGCCUGGGGAGUAGGAGUGAUACUGAGGGCUGCAGGGCCUGGGUUAGCCUCUACAUCACCAGAGGAACAGAGGAGGACUAGAAUAAGGACACGGCUAAAGGCUUUAAGAACUGGUCUUCUAGUGCGUUGGGUACAUAGAAUAAAGGGGGCAGAUUUCCGGGCGUUGUAGAAAAGAUUCAGGGCAUUAUAUACAGACAAGGAUAUGGAAGGAUAUGAGUAAAGUGGAGGUAAACCUAAGCGUUGGGUAACAAUGAAAGAGAUAGCAUCACUGGAGGCACCAAUUGAGUCGGUCUCCGCGUGUAUGGGGGGUGGAACAAAGGAGCUAUCUAAGGCAGGUUUAGCUGGGCUGGGGGAUCUACAGUGAAAUAGUACAAUUAGAAAUAACCGAAACAACAAUAAGCUAACCAUAUUGACAUGGGAGAGAGGCAUAAAGCAAUCACAGGUGUAAUUUGAGAGAGCUAAGACAACAGCUGGUAAUGACGACACAGUUUGGGCUGAGGCUUAACAUAAACAGGAUGCGGUACCGUAAAAAGGAACAGUCCAGCAUGCAUCAGCUGUAUAGCUGAGUUAUCAUAAGGUCCGGUGAACAGCAAUAGGAUAGUUCGGAGGUAGUUCGGGGGCUGCUAAAGCACUAGCGAGCAAGAGGCCACGGCUAGCGUGUGCUAGCGGGCCGGGGCUAGCAGAUGGAAUCUUCGUGUUCGACGUCGUUACGGGAAGCCUGUUGUAACCACAUCAGACGAUUUCGUCGGCAGACCAGCCGUGUAGGAUCGGCGGGGCUCCGUGUCAACACUAGGUGGUCCCGUCCGGUUGACAGAGAGGUAGAUAGCCGGGAGAUGGGCCUAGCUCAGGAUGAUUAGCCAAACCACAACGUCCAUUUUGUUGCAGCUAGCUGGUAGCGAUGAAUCCGGAGUUAAAGGUCCAGUGAUUCAGUGAUUCCGGCAGAAAAACUGAUAUGUUCUGGGUCGAUAACGCGCUGUGCAGACAAUGCAGACUGGCCAAAUAAUAGUCCAGGCUAGAGCUGGCUGGUAGGUGGUGCAGGCCACGGACAAUGGUGAAAAACCGUUAACGGUAGCUGAUAGCAAGUAGCUAGUUAGCUGGCUACUCCCGUCCGGUAGACCGAGAGGUAGAUAGCCGGGAUAUGGGCCUGGCUCUAGGCUAGCUCGAGGCUAACUGGUGCUUGCAUCGGGGCAGUGGUGAUUAGCCAAACAGCAACAUCCAUUCGGUUGCGGCUAGCUAGUUGCGAUCCGGUGAUUAAUGUCCAGUGAUUAAAUUAUUCCGGCAGAAAAUCCAAUGUUCUGGGUGAAAUACCGCUAACUGUGGCUAAUAGCAAGUAGAUAGUUAGCUGGGUAGCUAGUUUCAACUGGAGAUUCUAGAUAAAGGUAAGUCAAUAAUAGAAUCCGUUCCACAUUGAGUGAGGCGGGUUGCAGGAAAGUAUAUUUUGUAGAAGGAUGAAAAGUCUGAUAGGGAAAUAUGUACGAAAAAAAAAAAAAAAAAGGGUAUUUACAGGCUAUUUACAGACACAUGACAAAAACAGGACUGCACUACUACGCCAUCUUGGAUUUAGCCUACCUCCGUGUCAAUGAAGGGCUGUGAAGUUAACACCAGGACUCAAAUUGAGGGGGUAUGAGAGGGUAUGACAUAGGCCUACCUUUUAUUAAAGAAAAUGGCAAAAAGCACAGGCCUACCGUUGUUAGUUUAAGAUUUUUAAGAAAAUAAAACGGAUCCGAUUUAUAUAAAGUGAUCUAUAACAGCGCUUUGGUCCGGGAUGAUUUAUGCUACAAACAAACUGUAAAAUACCCGGGAAAGAUUCUGAUGCAUAUGGGGAUAUCAUUGUUUCGUUUCUUUGACAUUCAGAGGCUGAGCUACAACCUUCUAUAGCCGAGGAGACAACACAUUUACUUUGCUUGGGAAGUAAUCUAAUUCUGUCACUAUUCAUUGAUUAAGCUAUUCAUUUUCUGUACAAUAGAUGUUUAAACCCAGACAGCUUUUAGGGAAUCACUUGUGACCUUCUCCACAGAAGAAGAGUAGCCAUCAGUUCAAGCUUACAUUUUUCUGUGUCGGUAGGCCUACUCUGUCUGGGGAGGAAAGGUAGGCCUAACUUCUGAAAGUACAAUGCUCAGAUUCCUAAUGACGUCUCAGAUUUAAUUAUUUGCAAACAGGGACAGUUUCGUUGCAAACAAGACACUGAUUUGACAUUGGAGAAAUAUGAUAAGAUGAACACAUAGGGAUAUCUCUCUGUCCAUUCUUAGCCUGUAAUUUCGGUAAUUUGCGUGGUAUUAGAAAAUAUUCUGCUAAUAUGUAAAAUGUAUUUUUUUUCUCAGACAUGCAAAUACAAUGAUAGAUUCAUGCAAUGCUUUUACUAUAAAGGAGAUCUUUCCACCCCUACUCUUGUCAAUGGUGGUCUGUGAACCCACAACCUCCUGGCCCACAGCUAUCUGCACUAUCAAAAUUCCAGUGUUGCCAUAUAAUGCUUACAGGACAAAGAACAGUUUCUAAAAUGACCUAUCUAAGGCUCUGGUCUGUCCAAGAAGUGAAGGUAAACGGUCUCUGCUCUCCACCUUAUGUUUUAAUUAUUAUUUUGGGUAUAGGGGAGGGUGACUUGUUUUUUUUCAAGUGUUCAGGGAGGGUUUCGGUAAAAUAUAUUUUGCUGAAGGGAGGGACAUCCAUUUUCAUUUCAGAGAGGUCUGAUUUUAUCCAUGUAACCCUUAUUAUAAAUAUCAGUGUUAUUUCCUGAUAGUUGCUGAUUGAAAAUACAGUCUACACAGGAGUUUCUAAUCAGUCAGCAGGUUUUGCAUGGGUGGAUGAAAGAGAGCGACCUGGCUCUAUGUAUUUGCUGACCUGUGACCCACUGAUACCGCCCUCGGUUAGAGGGGAGUAAGACAGCCCAAGAGUUAACACACACAGGGAACUUUAUUCACACACACUGACGAAGAUGUACAUGGGGAUGGUUUUGUAAAGGUACAGAAAAAGGAAUAAUUAAUAUUCACAUAUUUGUAUUUAUUUGUAUUUAUUAUGGAUCCCCAUUAGCUGCUGCCAAGUCAUCAGCUACUCUUCCAGGGGUAUAGCAAAAUUAAGGCAGUUAUACAUUGUUACGGAUACAGGUAUCCUGUAUGUGUAUUUGUUUUUCCUCUCCUUCUGCCCUAAUCACAGGUGUCACUUGUUUUCCUGAUUGGUGGUCGUUGGUGUGUCCCACCUGUCCGACAUCCGUUCGUCUGCUGAUUGCUGAGGUGGACAAAUCAGUGGACACUCCUCCGUAUUGCACCACCUGUUUCUGGUUUUUCAUUACCAUAUCACAUCACACAUCCCCUGGUUUUAAAAAGCCAGUCAGUUGUGUUUUCUGACGAAGACUCUUUUUUUUGUGAGUAUGUAUACUGUGGUGUCUUGUUUUUGUGUACUCACUCAUUUGCUGUUUAGUCCAUAUUGUACCUAUGUUGUUUGUUUGUGCCUAUGAAAAGGGGGGUUUAGCAAGUCGCCCUUGGGCAUACACUACCCGUAGGAAAACCUUGUCUAAACACACUAGUUAGACCUGAGCGGACCACCCACUGUAUUUUUGUAUGGUUAACAGUAAGCUUAGCGGUUCUUGAGGCAGGCAAGAUCAGUUUAGGGUUUUUUUACUUUAUUGUUUCAUUCCUUGGGUCCAGCUCAGCCCCAAACCGUUUACCAUGUGUUUAUAAUAAACAUUUUGUGUUUGACGGUAGCAUAUGGUUGUUGGUGUAUUUUGUUCUCACAGUUCUUUGUCAAUAUUCUAAUUCGCAUGAGUUAUGUUACUGGUCUCUUUUCCAUCCACCCUAGACUUUUAAAGCCACGGGGUUCGUAACAUAAAGUGGGGGCUCGUCUGGGAUAUCUCAUUGAUUCCCAUGCCACUCAUGCAAAUUGGUUUAGUGUCUGGUUCAGUGUUGAGCUUGGCAGCUGUGACUAGCUGGUUUCGUGUUCCGUGUUCGUCGGCUCGUGUUGCUAGCUUAAGAUGGCUACUUUUGAUUUGGAUGUCUUUUUGGAUAACCCUAUGUGGGAGGCUUUUGAUAAUUGCCAUAGAGUGGCUCUACAGGCUUUGGCUCACCACUUUUCUAUACCCAUACCGAGGGUUUUAGUGAAAGCGGAAGUUAGGAAAGUGGUGUUAGAGGUAUUAUUGAACGAGCAAGUGCUUGAGUUACUGCCGCCUGAGCCUGCUGCUCCUGUAGGGGAUGUGGCUGCUGCUCCUGUAAGCCCGUCGGUGUCUGAGGAUGAGGACGAGGCUAAGGCUCCAGCCACAUUGCCACAUUUUGACCCACUCUCCCCACUGUCAGACAGUGCCUGGAUGGAUGUCCGCUCAACAUAGCUCCAAAUGGAGGCGGAAGAGCGGGCACAAAUCAGGGGAGAAAAGUUGGAGAUGCGUAAGCUAGAGGCAGAACAGGAGACACAUAGACUUGAUCAAGAACUGGAGACACGUAGACUUGAUCAAGAACUGGAGAUGUGUAAAAUGGACCAGGAGUUGCGUAAGAUGGAACUGGAGGCAGAGACCGCGAGGUUAGUCUCUGCUCAUGCUAUGCCUGCUAGUGAGCCGCUACUUUUGAUAUUAGUAGACAGAUCACCCUAGUACCUGUGUUUAGGGAGUCAGAGGUUGACUCCUAUUUUAGUGUUUUUGAGCGUAUAGUGGUAGCAUUGAAAUGGCCCGAAGAGGUAUGGUGCCUAUUACUUCAGUGUAAAUUAACAGGUAAAGCCCAAGAGGUUUUGUCAGCGCAACCUCUUGAAGACAGCUUGAAUUAUGACGUGGUCAAAGCUACUGUUCUUCGUGCCUAUGAGCUUGUUCCUGAGGCAUAUCGACAGAGAUUUAGGUCUCGUAAAAAGUAUUCUACUCAGACUUAUGUGGAGUUUGCUAGAUACAAGGGAAAUCUGUUUGACAAAUGGCACACUGCUAGUAAGGUAACUGAUUUUAACUCUCUCUGGGAGUUAAUCUUGUUAGAAGAGUUUAAAAAUUGCUUACCCGAACGCAUUGUAGUUUACUUAAACAAACAGAAAGUAUCCUCACUGUCGGAAGCGUCUGUAUUGGCAGAUAAGUUUGUGUUGACACACAAGAGCGUGUUUUCGGCUCGUACGGAGAGCAGGGCCGCAGAGUUACUAACUCUUAGCCCUAGUCGACCAGCAGUACAUCAGCACGCCCGAAAGAUGUGCGUCACUGUUUCUAUUGUCAUAAGGGUGGACAUAUGGUUAAUGAUUGCUUCCUGCUAAAACGCAAACAGGGGAUGCCUCUGCACACCAGGCCGCCAACGGGUGUUGGGCUGAUUCGUACGGUUGUAAGGCCGGAAUCAAAAAAGAUGCCUCAUAGUAAAUGUGGUUUGAAAGUCCCAUUCCCAGAUCGCAGUUAAAAACCAUUCAUUUUUGAGGGGUUUGUUUCCAUAUCAGAUGACGAAGUGUCUCAGUGUCUGGUUAGAAUCCUUAGAGAUACUGGUGCGGCGCGUUCUUUCAUACUAUCUGAUGUGUUGCCCUUGUCUGAUAAUACAUAUUGUGGUUCCAGUGUGUUAGUACAGGGAAUUGAAAUGGGAUUCGUGCCAUUGCACUUUGUGAACGUACACUCUGAGUUAGUCAGUGGAUUGUUCAGAGUUGGAGUACGUCCUAUGUUGCCAGUAAAAGGUGUGACAUUUAUAACGAUAUUGCCGGAGGAAAGGUGAAACCCUUAUUGGAGGUAUUAGAUACAAGUGACCAGUCUCUCUCCGAGGAGCUGGCACAGAGUUAUCCACGUGUUCCCCGCAUGUGCUGUCACACAUGCUCAAGCACGACAAGUGGGUGACGUGAUAGAUUUGUCGAACACGAUUCUGUUCAGAGUGUGACCCAGAGGAUAGCUUGUGUGCCACCUCUGGUAAGAUGGUGCGGUCUGACCAACAGCCCAGGGAAGGGGAGAAGUAUGUGGAACUUGUUGCUGAUGUAAUACAGUUACCAGUCACUCGUGAGCAGCUGAUUGCUAACCAAAAGGUUGACAUUAGCCUGGAUAAAUGUUUUUCUAGUGUUGUCUCAGUGGAGGAGCUAAAGAAGAAAAACAUGGCCUACUUCAUUGAUGGUAAUCUCCUCAUGCGUAAAUGGACAUCCCAUGUUGACGCUGGCGGAGAUUGGAAUGCUGUUUACCAAAUAAUGAUUCCUACAGCCUUUAGACUAAAUGUUUUAUCCAUCGCUCAUGAUCACCAGUGGUCCGGACAUCUGGGAGUCACCAAGACUUAUGAUCAGAUUUUGCGACAUUUCUUUUGGCCCGGUUUAAAACAAGAUGUGGCUCAGUUCUGUCGGACAUGCCACACCUGUCAGGUAACUGGGAAACCAAACCAGGUUAUUCCUCCCGCUCCUCUUUGUCCCAUACCUGUCAUAGGUGAACCAUUCGAACAUGUGAUGGUUGAUUGUGUUGGACUAUUACCGAAGACAAAAUCUGGUAACCAGUUUCUGUUGACGGUUAUGUGUAUGGCCACCAGAUACCCAGAGGCCAUUCCUCUGCGAAGGAUUACUGCUCCGGUGGUGAGUGAAGCCUUGAUUAAAUUCUUCUAAACUUUUGGGUUACCUAAGGUGGUACAAACUGAUCAGGGUACGAAUUUCCUUUCUAAGCUUUUCAAACAGAUGUUAAAAUCCUUGUCAGUUACACGCCGUGUGUCAAGCGCAUAUCACCCAGAGUCUCAGGGUGCGCUUGAAUGUUGGCAUCAAUGCUUCGUAAAUAUUGUUUGGAAUCUAAGAAGGAUUGGGAUGAGGGAGUUCCUCUAGUUUUGUUUGCUAUCCGUGAGACUGUACAGGAAUCCCUAGGGUUCAGCCCAGCUGAACUGGUGUUUGGACACACAGUGAGAGGACCUAUGAAAGUCCUUAAGGAUCAGUUUUUAUCACAAGAGUUGUGUGCGGAAGAAAAUGUGUUGGACUACGUUAGUCGCUUUCGUGAGCGCCUACAUGGUGCCUGUGCUCUGGCAAAUGAAGCGCUGUCUUCCUCACGGAGACGUAUGAAAUGGCUUGGAGAAGCCUAAUUACCAUGACUAAACAGUCACGUGGAAUUUCACUGCCAUCAUGAUUCGUGACCGCCGGUGUGGUGGUAAUAUGGUCACCUUAACAACCCUAGCCAGGCACACUGGUUUGUGUCAAGAACCGCAACGUUGCUGGAUUUUUCAUGUUUCUUGUGUUUAUCAAGAAUGGUCCACCACCCAAAGGACAUCCAGCCAACUUGACACAACUGUGGAAAGCAUCAGAGUCAACAUGGCCCGGCAUCCCUCUGGAACGCUGUUGACACCUUUUAGACUCCAUGCCCCGACGAAUUGAGGCUGUUCUGAGGGCAAGGGGGCUGUUCUGAGGGCAUUCAAUAUUAGGAAGGUGUUUUUUAAUGUUUUGUACACUCAGUGUAUGUCGCCAUUUGAACGUGAUCCAUAAACCUGCCCCCAAAACAUUUAUUCUGUCCACAGUCCCCGAAUGUCCCGCGAAAUCAUUCCCUUGACCUGCAUUUGGGCUUUUUAGAAGUGGUCACCCUAAUUCCACCGGUGCAAACAUUGCUACUGCAACAUAUUAACCCCAUCUUUAUGUUAUUCUCCUCACAUGUGAAAUGGUGAUAUUAACAUGUGAAAAUAUGGUUUCACGUGUGAAAUUUAAGUUCAACAUGUGAAAACAGCUAUUUCACAUGUGAAAAUGAUAUUUUCACAGGUGAAACUGCAAAUUUGACUUGUGUUCAUUUUGUAAGGGCAACUAGACCUCGUUUCAAAUUUAUUAAGAAAUUACCUAGGAAGAAACCUAGAGCGGAACCAGGCUCAUCCCAAACCAUCUCAAUUGGGUUGAGGUCGGGGGAUUGUGGAGGCCAGGUAAUCUGAUGCAGCACUCAUCCGUUCACCCACAACACGUCUCACAAAGACACGGCGGAUGGAAGUCCCUUCUGAACAGUUGAUGUUGAGAUGUGUCUGUUACUUGAACUCUGUGAAGCAUUUAUUUGGGCUGCAAUGUCUGAGGCUGGUAACUCUAAUUAACUUAUCCUCUGCAGCAGAGGUAACUCUGGGUCUUCCAUUCCUGUGUAGUCCUCAUGAGAGCCAGUUUCAUCAUAGCGCUUGAUGGUUUUUGCGACUGCACUUGAAGAAACAUUAAAAGUUCUUGACAUUUUCCGUAUUGACUGACCUUCAUGUCUUAAAGUAAUGAUAGACUGUCGUUUCUCUUUGCUUAUUUUAGCUGUUCUUGCCAUAAUAUGGACUUGGUCUUUUACCAAAUAGGGCUUUCUGUAUACUCCCCCUACCUUGUCACAACGCAACUGAUUGGCUCAAACGCAUUAAGAAGGAAAGAAAUUCCACAAAUUAACUUUUAAGAAGGCGCACCUGUUAAUUGAAAUGCAUUCCAGGUGACUACCUCAUUAAGCUGGUUGAGAGAAUGCCAAGAAUGUGCAAAGCUGUCAUCAAGGCAAAGGGUGGCUAUUUGAAGAAUCUCAAAUAUAAAAUAUAUAUUGAUUUGUUCAACACUUUUUUGGUUACUACAUGAUUCCAUAUGUGUUAUUUCAUAGUUUUGAUGUCUUCACUAUUAUUCUACAAUGUAAAAAAUAGUAAACAUAAAGAAAAACCCUUGAAUGAGUAGGUGUGUCCAAACUUUGGACUGGUAGUGUAAAUUAGCAAACCAAUGCCCCCCCACUCCUAACACAGUAGUAUGCAGAGCUGCCAACUCUCACGCAUUGGCCAUGAGACUCAUGCAUUUGACCCUCUUCUCAUGCUCACAUGCCCACACCUCUUAUAUCUCACGCACUGAAAAGUACUGCUUUUAUUUUCCUAAUUAGUCCAUUGUAUAGUCAGUGCGUUAACUUUUCAACUGUGCUCCAAACCGUUUUGAAAUCAGAGCAUCUGCACCUGCAAUUUAAUCAUCACAAGCGGAACCUCUAUCAUUGUCCUCUCCUGCCACAGCACCGUGAACCGCGGUACAUUGAAGCAUAUAAUUGGUCUGGUUAUGUAAGGGAUCAAGGUGAUUGGAUGCUCAUUUUAAAGCAAUGCGCAUCCAUAGUCUGUGGAACAAUUCUCAUUUUUAACAAUGGCCUAAAAUAUAGGGUAAUUAGCGUGCUUGUCAGCAAGAACACUGCGGUUAUUCCCCACACUUAUUUUAUUAUUCCACUUCUUUCCAAUUUUGCCAGUGUAAUCACUAUUUGCAAUCUGAUAUGCCUACUUGUGUCUUUGAAAAUGAAUUAUAUGAGGCUAUGUAUAUUUGCAGCCAUUCAUGGACAGUUUUAAAUAAGUCACACAAAUAAGCAUUGGAUAUUAAAUGCUCCAGGCCUCAAAUAUAAUUUUGGACAUUUUAGUAUUGUGCACAUGCACGACUCAUGAACACAUCAUAUUUUGUCCAUGAAGAGUAAGAUGAUGGCAAGGAUCUUCAGCUAGUAGGCAUAAACCACCUAAAUAUGGAUAUUCAUUCGAUUUUUCUUGAAGGUUGGGUGAUUUUGAGAAAUUAAUUUUUAUAACAAGAACAUUUUGAAACACCCAGCACUUGGGAAACAUAGAUCAGGUGUGGCCAACCCUCCUGGAGAGCAAGCAGGAUUUUCUUCUUGACCUAUUUUAAAAAGAUAGUUCACCCAAAUGACAAAAUCCAACAUUUCUGUGUCCUUACCUUGAAAGCAGUCUAUGGACAAGGACACUGCAAUCUAUGCUUUAGUUACCAAUUGCCAUCAACCAAUCAAUAUUAGUAUUCCUGUUCCUUGGUGUAUUGGUAACAAUCUCCCGCACGUGUCGCAUGCAACAUCUCACUGUCUCCCCAUCUAACUUCAUUACUGUCUGAAUAAAGUGUCAAACCCCCCCAAACAUAUGUAAAAAAAAUAUAUAUAUAUAUAUAUAUAUAUUAGCAUACUUAAAAUGUAUCCCCCAAAAAUCUCUAAGUAACAAAGUCCUCGAAUUUUAAGUGUUCAUGUAUUGUUCAAAGCAUCCUGAGUACUUCGGACUUGUGUUAUUAUAUACAGUGGGGAAAAAAAGUAUUUAGUCAGCCACCAAUUGUGCAAGUUCUCCCACUUCAAAAGAUGAGAGAGGCCUGUAAUUUUCAUCAUAGGUACACGUCAACUAUGACAGACAAAAUGAGAAAAGAAAUUCCAGAAAAUCACAUUGUAGGAUUUUUAAUGAAUUUAUUUGCAAAUUAUGGUGGAAAUUAAGUAUUUGGUCAAUAACAAAAGUUUCUCAAUACUUUGUUAUAUACCAUUUGUUGGCAAUGACACAGGUCAAACGUUUUCUGUAAGUCUUCACAAGGCUUUCACACACUGUUGCUGGUAUUUUGGCCCAUUCCUCCAUGCAGAUCUCCUCUAGAGCAGUGAUGUUUUGGGGCUGUCGCUGGGCAACACGGACUUUCAACUUCCUCCAAAGAUUUUCUAUGGGGUUGAGAUCUGGAGACUGGCUAGGCCACUCCAGGACCUUGAAAUGCUUCUUACGAAGCCACUCCUUCGUUGCCCAGGCGGUGUGUUUGGGAUCAUUGUCAUGCUGAAAGACCCAGCCACGUUUCAUCUUCAAUGCCCUUGCUGAUGGAAGGAGGUUUUCACUCAAAAUCUCACAAUACAUGGCCCCAUUCAUUCUUUCCUUUACACGGAUCAGUCUUCCUGGUCCCUUUGCAGAAAAACAGCCCCAAAGCAUGAUGUUUCCACCCCCAUGCUUCACAGUAGGUAUGGUGUUCUUUGGAUGCAACUCAGCAUUCUUUGUCCUCCAAACACGACGAGUUGAGUUUUUACCAAAAAGUUAUAUUUUGUUUUCAUCUGACCAUAUGACAUUCUCCCAAUCCUCUUCUGGAUCAUCCAAAUGCACUCUAGCAAACUUCAGACGGGCCUGGACAUGUACUGGCUUAAGCAGGGGGACACUUCUAGGCACUGCAGGAUUUGAGUCCCUGGCGGCGUAGUGUGUUACUGAUGGUAGGCUUUGUUACUUUGGUCCCAGCUCUCUGCAGGUCAUUCACUAGGUCCCCCCGUGUGGUAGAAUACUCUGCCAUUAGUGACCAUGCUCCUCUGUCGCUUGACCUCUCAUUCUCAUUCAACUAUACAGAUCGCCCCCCAUGGAGACUUAACUCAUCUUUACUUUCAAACAAUUCAUUCUGCACCAUUUUAUCAAAUGCAAUUGAUGUCUUUAUUGAGACAAAUAAAACAGAAUCGAUCUCUCCAUCUACACUUUGGGAAAAACUUAAAGUUGUUCUUAGAGGCGAAAUCAUUUCCUAAUCCUCUCUUCUCAAUAAACAACGGAAAAUUAAACAACAACAGCUGAUCGACGCAAUUCUGGAAUUAGACCAACAAUACUCUGCCUCUCCAUCACCAGAACUUUACAACGAAAGGCUGAGUCUUCAAUCUCAGUACAAUUUACUAUCCACAGAUAAGGCUGGGCAGCAGCUACUCCGUGUAUGCGUUUUUGUUUACGUACAUGGAGAAAAGGCUGGUCGACUUCUAGCUCAUCAACUCAAAAUCAAAUCUGCCUCGCAGCUGUUCCCUCAAAUUCACAACACCUCGGGUGUCUUAACAGUUAGUCCCACUGAAAUCAAUAAUACUUUCAAACAUUUUUAUUCAGAUCUUUACACGUCAGAAUCACCUGAAGACAAUUCAAUUAUGAAUGAUUUUCUUGACAACUUGGAAACUCCUACCAUUAGUACAGAGAAGAGAGAGGAAAUUGAUCAACUUUUGCAGUUAGGGGAGAUUAUUAAUUCAAAUACAGCAAUGGAAAGUGGGAAAUCCCCUGGCCCAGAUGGCUACCCAAUCGAAUUAUACAAUAAGUUUUCUGCCAAACUGGCCCCACUCCUGCUUGAAAUGUUUGAAAAUGCCCUGGACCAGGGUGUUUUACCCCAAACCCUGACAGAGGCGCCGAUCACACUUUUGUUAAAAUCCGGCAAAGAUGCAUCUGAUUGUGGCUCAUACAGACCAAUCUCACUUUUAAAUGCAGAUGUUAAAAUAUUAGCGAAAUUGCUUGCCUCUCGAAUAGAGUCCACUAUGACAGACAUCAUAUCGACUGAUCAGACAGGGUUUAUUAAGGGUCGCCACUCCUUUUCUAACAUUCAACGUCUGCUUAAUGUCAUGCACUGUCCUGCAUCUUCGGACAUUCCUGAAGUAGUUAUCUCUUUAGAUGCGGAGAAGGCAUUUGAUAGGGUAGAAUGGGAAUAUUUAUUCUCUGUACUGGGAAAAUGUGGCUUUGGUGCAAACUUCAUUUCCUGGGUCCGACUGUUGUACUCAUCACCCAAGGCAUCAGUAAUUACAACCAGACUUCAUGCAAAGUAUUUCCCAUUACCAGGGAUGUCCAAUGUCCCCUCUGUUAUUUGCCCUGGCGAUAGAACCCCUUUCUAUUGUGCUAAAGGCCACACCCUCAAUACAUGGUAUCUACAGAUGGGGACUGGAACACAAAGUUUCCUUGUAUGCAGAUGCUUUUAUAUAUCUCAGACCCUGAAGCGUGUGUCUCUGAGGUAGUGGACCUACUGCGUAGGUUUGGUGUGUUUUCGGGUUAUAAAUUGAAUUUCUGAAAAAGUGAAUGUUUUCCUAUUAAUGAAUUAGCAUUACAAAUUCCAGGGGAUUCUAUUCCAUUUCGUAUGUCCAAGUCUGGCUUUAAAUAUUUAGGGAUCAAUAUCACCCGUACCUUGUCUUCCCUCCAUGAUGAGAACUUUACUCCCCUGAUUGGCUAACUUAAAGUGGACUUUCAGAGAUGGAGUAUUCUCCAUUUUACUUUAGCUGGUAAAGUGAAUUGUAUCAAAAUGAAUGUAUUGCCCAGAUUUCUGUAUUUGUUCCAAUGUCUCCCUCUUUUUUUACCAAAGUAUUUUUUCACUUCAGUGGAUAAGCUUAUCUUUUUUUUAUGGGUCGGUGGGAAUCCAAGAAUACGUAAAGUAUUCCUCCAGAGAGAUAGGACACACGGAGGACUAGCCCUUCCUAACUUUAUGUAUUAUUACUGGGCAGCAAAUAUACAAAAUAUUGUUUACUGGCUUCACACCCCAGAAACGGACUGGUGUCAAACAGAAGCCAACUCCUGUUUCUCCUCCUCUUUGUCAGCUUUAGUCACCUCCAAUCUCCAUCUUUCAGCUUCGCGCUACACAUCCAAUCCAAUUGUUGUCAAUACUCUUAAAAUCUGGACUCAAUUCCGUCAACAUUUUAAACUCUGUGAUUUCUCUAUUCAAGGACCUAUAUGUAAUAAUCACCUCUUCCUUCCAGGCAAACUAGAUUCAGCUUUCAGGCUGUGGCAGAGGAAUGGCCUUACUAAGUUUAGGUAUUUCCAAAUCGGCCAGUUUAUUCACACUCAAAGCCCAACCUUUCCAAUUCUAUCACCCGGAUCGGGUCUGGAUGCCCUUCUGAAAACACCUUUUCAACUAAAGGGACUCAUAUCCCGUAUUUUUUUGAUAAUCAUGUGCCUUGAUAACCCGUCACACAAUAAAAUCAGAUCUGAGUGGGAAAGGGAACUUGGUGGAGAGAUCUCUGAUGAAGUCUGGAAUGGUACCUUACUUGGUUGUGCAUGGCUCCUGCAAUGCUAUGGUUGAGGGUUCAAUUCCCACUGGGGAGCAGUACAAAAAAGUAUGAAAAUGUAGGCACUCACUAGUGUAAAUUGCUCUGGAUAAGAGCAUCUACUAAAAUGGAAAAGGAAUUAAUAGACCAUUUCAGUUUUCACAUAGAAAUAAGUUGCAUUGGCAAAGUAUUUCAAGAAACUGGAUUUUUAUUUUUAACUAUUUUUCUAUUUCACAAUCAUUAUCAGAUUAAUGGUUUUGUACAGAUAAUUAUCAGACUUAACUUACAAAUGCUGGUAAACACUCAAAUACAUUGUUCAUUUUUUUUCACAAAAGUAGUGUACUAGGCCUUUACUAGUAUAUAGAUGUCAUCAGUGUGUCACGAUCGUUAGAGUGAGUUGACCAAGGCGCAGCGUGAUGAACGAACAUACUUUAUUUAAUGACUGAACACACGAACAAAAACAAUAAACGAUACCGUGACGUCCAAAGGUUAACAUAACCAACACGGAAUAAUCCACAAGGAACAAGAUCCCACAACUAUUGUGGGAAAACAGCCUGUAUAAAUAUGGCUCCCAAUCAGAGACAACCAGCAACAGCUGACACUCGUUGCCUCUGAUUGGGAACCAUAUUUAUACAGGCUGUUUUCCCACAAUAGUUGUGGGAUCUUGUUCCUUGUGGAUUAUUCUGUGUUGGUUGUGUUAACCUUUGGACGUCACGGUAUCGUUUAUUGUUUUUGUUCGUGUGUUCAGUCAUUAAAUAAAGUAUGUUCGUUCAUCACGCUGCGCCUUGGUCAACUCACUCUAACGAUCGUGACAGAAGAUCCCACCAUACCAGGACCAAGCAGCGUGUCCAGGAGCAGGCAGCCUGGACAUGGGAGGAAGCGCCGGGAAAGGAGCUGGAGAGGUUGGCGAUGGCCCAGGUGGGCAAAGUGUGGUCCUGGGAGGACAUGCUCGGGGGCAAAGGGCCAUGGGCUAAGAUUAAGGCCCUGGCGAGAGAGGAGCAACGGCGUCAGCAGUGUCGUCGUCGGACGGACGAGAGGCCUGUUCCUGCUCCUCGCACCAAGCCUACGGUGCUCGUCGCCAGCCCGGCCCGGCCUGUUCCUGGUCCUCGCACCAAGCCUACGGUGUGCGUCGCCAGCCCGCCAGCCAGCCCGGCCCGGGCUGUUCCUGCCACUCGCACCAAGCCUACGGUGUGCGUCGCCAGCCCGGCCCGGCCUGUUCCUGCCCCUCACACCAAGCCUACGGUGCGAGUCGUCAGCCCGGCCCGGUCUGUUCCUGCUCCUCGCACCAAGCCUACGGUGUGCGUCGCCAGCCCGGCCCGGCCUGUUCCUGCCACUCGCACCAAGCCUACGGUGCGCAUCGUCAGCCCGGCCCGGCCUGUUCCUGCUCCUCGCACCAAGCCUACGGUGUGCGUCGCCAGCCCGGCCCGGCCUGUUCCUGCUCCUCGCACCAAGCCUACGGUGCGCGUCGCCAGCCCGGCCCGGCCUGUUCCUGCCCUUCGCACCAAGCCUACGGUGUGCGUCGCCAGCCCGGUCCGGCCUGUUCCUGCUCCUCGCACCAAGCCAGGGGUGCGCGUCGCCAGCCCGGCCCGGCUUGUUCCUGCCCUUCGCACCAAGCCUACGGUGUGCGUCGCCAGCCCGGUCCGGCCCGUUCCUGCUCCACGCACCAAGCCAGGGGUGCGCAUCGUCAGCCCGGUCCGGCCCGUACCUGCUCCACGCACCAGGCCAGGGGUGCGAGUCGUCAGCCCGGUCCGGCCCGUUCCUGCUCCACGCACCAAGCCAGGGGUGCGCAUCGUCAGCCCGGUCCAGCCCGUUCCUGCUCCACGCACCAAGCCAGGGGUGCGAGUCGUCAGCCCGGUCCGGCCCGUUCCUGCUCCACGCACCAAGCCAGGGGUGCGCAUCGUCAGCCCGGUCCGGCCCGUUCCUGCUCCACGCACCAAGCCAGGGGUGCGCAUCGUCAGCCCGGUCCGGCCCGUUCCUGCUCCACGCACCAAGCCAGGGGUGCGCAUCGUCAGCCCGGUCCGGCCCGUUCCUGCUCCACGCACCAAGCCAGGGGUGCGCGUCGUCAGUCCGGCACAACCCGUGCCUGGGUCACCGGUGCCUGGUCAGGUACCGGUCAGCUGCUCCACACCGGAGCUUAAGCAAUCCGCUCCUACGAUGUCCAGUCCAGCUCCAGCCAGCGGGGCCAGACCGGACCAGUGGCGCUACGGGGGGAGUAUUGGAGGGUGGUGGGCGAGCCCGGAGUCGGAACCGCCUCCGAGGAGGAAUGCCCACCCAACCCUCCCCUGUUUGGCCUAUGUUGAGGCGCGGUCGCAGUCCGCGCCUUUAGGGGGGGGGUACUGUCACACCCUGGUUCUGGGACUCUAUAUGUUGAGCCAGGGUGUGUUCAUUCUAUUUUGUUGUUCUAUGUCGGGAGUCUAGUUUUGUAUUUCUGUGUUGGCCAGAGUGGUUCCCAAUCAGAGGCAACGAGUGUCAGCUGUUGCUGGUUGUCUCUGAUUGGGAGCCAUAUUUAUACAGGCUGUUUUCCCACAAUAGUUGUGGGAUCUUGUUUCCAGUUGGUUUGUUCCUAGUGAGGUUUGUCCUUUGGAUGUCACGUAUCGUUUGUUGUUUUGUUCGAGUGUUUACUCUCUUUAAAUAAAGUAUGUUUGCUUUCAACGCUGCGCAUUGGUCUACUCCGUCUAACGAUCGUGACACAGUGUGGACGAUUUCACACUGAUGAUAGUUAAAAGCCUCUCUGUUUUGCAGAGCCAACUUACACAAUUAUUUUAGCCUUGGAAAUUUUCUCUACGUCUCUAGAGAUCUCACGAAUUUGGUCUAGGGCACAUGCAUAUUGACUUUCACAGGGAAGAGAGAGAGAACACAUGUUAUAACAGUUUCACACCAACCUUGAUAAGAAUGAGAUUGGGGCAAGGUUAGCCCAAGCUACAAUCUAGUGGCUCUCCUCACAAUUUAGGGGCAUAGCUCUGUCUCUAGAAGCCUCGCCUUUCCAAAUCAUAAUUAUAACUAUUGAUCAAUUAUCCAACACAAAUUUAGAAUGACAGUCCUUAGUGCUUCAUGUUGAUUCUGUCACUUUAAUUCAAGACCCUCAAUUUAGGACACACCGAUACUGGCAGAAUGUACAUUUACAUUGACAUACAGUAUAUUCAUCUCAUCAUUUCUAUCAUUAACUUUUCUUAUUACUUGUGGUAAUGACAGAUUGGUAUCUCAAUGCAUUCUUAGUCUUAAUUACUAUACAUUUUGCAGUGUGCAUACCUCCACAAUCAACCUGAUACCCCAAAUAAACCAAUUUUGGAUAAGCCUAAAUAAAUUACUGGCACAGUUGACCACCCCCCUCCAUCCCGGCACUCAUCCUUCUGGCGUUUCUUCAGAUAGUGUUUCAGUUCAUCCUUUUAAUGGCACAUGUUCAAAGUGGAUGGCCCUUGAUAAUGUCUCACCUGAGACGCCACUGUCCUUGACAGUCCAUUCUGUCUUGUCCAUUUUCCUACCAGUACACCAGCAAGUUUGGACAGGAUCUCUUUCCACGCUCACUCCACGUGGACUCAUGUCGCACUCCUGAGAGAAAAGUCAUGAGAGAAAAGGCAGUUGACAGCUUCGACUGGAUGCCGUGUACAGGUUGCUGGCUCGGACUCAGGUCUCACGGUAGAAGUGGUGAAGGACCAUACUGAACGCCAUUUUCACCAUUGCUUCAGCCGGUAAGGGGGGGUUGAGGUUCACACUGUUCUUGGUCAAAUUAUCCCUUCCAUGCAUCUAGACACCAUCUGUGGUUACCUUCGCCAUAACCUCGAGAGAGGACAGACCAGAACAACAGUAUAGUUUAGGGCAUUUCUGAUUCAGGAAAUCCAGACAAAUGAUUUACUGUAUGACAAAUUAUUACUACUACCAAUAUUCUUAAUACAGAUUUCUAAAACAAAUGUCAAAGAGAAUAACAAAACACAGUUGAAACCAUUUUUUUCUCCAAAAUUGGCUUAUACUCCCCUAUCAACUUGCCGAUUUCACUGCAGAGCUACAGGUCAGGGAGUUAGAGGGCCAAUCCUUAGGGAGAAAUCCGGACCAUCCAGCAGACCCAAUCUGGUGAGAUUUGUUAUUGAAGCAAGACAAAAACAAAGAAAAGAAAACAACAACAGCAAUGCACAUAUCACUUGGUGUGGGGAAAACUUCAAUCCAUUUGGAGUAACUGUCAACCAUUACCAACAUAUAUUUUUUCCUUUUACAGGCAGGCAUGUGAAGAAAAACAAUUUGCAUAUUUUCCAAAGGGCCCCAGGGGACUGGUAAUUCCCCCUUUGGACACAUGACUCACAUCGUGAUUCAUGCGUCCAAAAAAUAACAACACUGCCUGUUAAAUCAAAAAUAAACAAAUUAGAAUAACAAAUCAAAUUAGAAUUACAACUCUUGAUAACUCCAUAAGGAAAUAAUUGUAUCCCAUAAGGUAAUGGUAAAAUAGACUAGAGACAGGUGUCCCUCAUUCAGGGGCAGCGCUCUCGCUCUGUCUUCUCGUGGUCCGAAUCACACAUGGGACUAUUGAUAAAUUAUAAACUUCUUCUAAUUAUUAGUGUUUACAUUGCUCAUUUAAAUCUCACCCAAUGUCUCCAGUCUUUCUAGUGAGGGUGAUCAGGCCUCACCAGGAAGUCAGAACAGAGGUCAGAUGUCAGUCAGCCCUAUUAAGUGAGUGUUUGUUUUCCUGUACCUCAGACAUUAAUGAAAUAUAUUUCAAACAUUUCAAACAUGUUGUGUAUCAGGUUUACAUUGGGUUUUUCAGUACAUUUCUUCUAAUCAAGAGAAUGUAUAUGUGUGCACCCAAAACUCUGACAAUAAAAACUUCCGAAAAUUUCAUUUGUGUACAGCAUCCUAAAAUAAAAAAUAAAAAGACCCCACACAGUGGGUGCUGGCGUGUAUAUAGUAAAAAUUGUAGGGUAACUACUGGGUGAUCUGAAAAGUCAUAGUCAAUCGAUCAAUAACAUAAUAAUACUAUUAGCAAAAAUGUUUAUUUUCAAUUUACAAUCUGUAGAAACAAUGAGAACAGAAAGGUUCAGAACUUUUGUAAGACGUCACAGUACAGUUGAAAUAUAUAUGGCAAAUAGAAAUCCUAUAUGCAUGGUGUUAAAAGAUAGAUGGGAGGUGUUGAAUGGAAUUGAAGGAUGGGACUAAUAACAACUAACAACAAACAAUAACAAGAUAACUAAUAAUGUAGGCACGCUGUGUCCAUAAUAAGUGUAUGGGUUGUAGGUUGGGAGCUUUUGUGAAGGAGCACAGUUAGAAAGAUAUGGCAUAUAGAACCGGAUGGACAUCAUGAAAAUGAUCGGAGAGGUUGAGAGUAGAAGAAGUUCAGGAGAAAGAACAAACAAAAUGUAAUUACUGUAAAAUUGACUGUGUCCAUAAAAUGUAGAUAGUAUAUAUGUAUAUGUAUAUGUAUGUGUAUGUGUGUAUGUAUAUAUAUAUAUAUAUAUAUAUAUAUAUAUAUAUAUAUAUAUAUAAACAUGAGGAUUGGAAGUGAUACAGACAAUUACAUUGAUGGAAGUUACAAUCUGUCUGCAAUAUUAAGCUGAUCUACCCCCCUCACAGAUCAAUUUAUAAGCAUAAAUGUCGGUCAGAAUCGGUACCGGAACCACGCAGGUCCCCUAAACAGAGGUUUUAAGGUGUCAACUAUAGCCAGUACUGCACUACAAAUUGGUUGUCAUAUAGAGAGCUGGGCCCACUCAUAUUGUGAAACAAGCUUCAUUUAAUCAAUUGAGUUAUAAUGCACACAUAAACAGUGUGCCAUGUGUUGUAGCAGCAGUUUAAAUAGCAAAGUCUAUACAGCGGUUGAUGGGGCUAUAUUGACUGUUCAUUCAGGUUGUAGGCAAUUUCCUCUAUUGCGGUUUUAUAAAACGUGCUUAUCAAACAUGGAUUAAUACUAGUUAUCAUUUGAAUAAACCAGUUGAUAAAGCAUAGACACAAUCAAGAUAAGGGUAACAUCAUGGAAAUUAUUAUGUACAAAUGCAAACAAUCCAAAUUAUUCAAAGACAAAUUCCUAGUAGUAUAUUGAAAACACAUCCAUUUCACACACCUUUGCAUUAUAAUACUUCUGUAUCUAUUUCCACUAACAAUCGACAGUAUUUACGGAGCGAUAUGUGAGAGAGCACCUCGGUUAUUUUAAUGGUAAGAUAGAUUUCCCUAAAAACACUGAAAUUGGCUAUUAUCUGGUAAUUACUCAAUAACAAUGUAGGCAGUAAUAAUUCAGCAACUCAACAGCGCUGAAAACUCUGUGUUAACGUGAGGAUGGGGUGGGCGAAGAGAUCCGAUAACACAAACACACACACACCUGUGUGAACAACACACACGCUUGAGCGCACACACUCACACACUCACUAACCAAAACUCACGGAUCACGGUUAAUUGUUCAGAACCUGCAUCUGUGAGUGUUGCUGUCUGUCUCAGAAGGGUUUGUAGAAGUGAUUUGUGCCUAUUGAGAAUUGGUUAAAAACACCACGAAGGGAUUAUUUGAUGUGAGUACCUAGAAGUUUCUAAUGUUAUAUAUGUAUUAACUUGCUCACCCAAACGUAGACGUACGUCAUGGGUAGGGGAGUAAUUAAUAUGGGUUUUCUAAGUUUGUACCGUUGUUGGAUCAUGUGAUAGAGAUAAGGUUUAAGGUGUAAACUGACCAUAAGUAAUGUGGUUAUAGACGUAAUUUAUAAUAUAGUACAAAGCCAAUUAUCAGUGCGGAGUUAAGGUGGUGAAGUGAAGGAACUUCAUUUUGUUCAGAGGGUAAGAUGACAAACCAUUGUAAAUUGCGCUAUUUGUGGGAUUUAUUUGUCAUUUCAAUGGCAUCGAGUAAAAUCUGGGUUUAUGAGUGUAAUUUCACUUUUGGUAUGUGUUGCUUGAACAGAUACUACAGAGGGACACUCAAAGUCAAUCUUAAAUGAAUCUUUAUUUAUUGUCAGUGCGCUGGAGUGGUUCCAACAAAUUCAAUGCACCAAGUACACAUGUCGAUUAGGAGCUCUAACGGGGCAGUCCCGUUAGUUCCCUUAUAUACUGACAAGUUAUAUUUGCAUGAUUUAGCUUAUUCAUCAUUCAUAAUUAAUGUUUGCUUUAUUCAUGUGACGACCAAUACUGGGUCAUGCAUGUGACAGACCAAUACCUCAUGAGGCUUCUUCUCUCUAAGCUGAGACCUUGAAACUGAGAUAUCCCUUUCUCUAAACAAGGUUCUGGGCGUACUGCCAAAUUGCAGAUACUGAUAGUGAGGAUUCGUUCAAUCAGUUACUUGCAUGAACACAGAAAUUGGUUUAUAGAAAAUCACAAACAGAACACAGAAAUUGGUAAUUAGAAAAGCACAAACAAAUCCAUCACAAAUGUUCCUGUUACAGUUUUGACUUAAAUCGGCUUGAAAAUCUAUGGCAAGACUUGAAAAUGGCUGUCUAGUAAUGCUCAACCACCAACUUGACAGAGAAUGAAGAAUUUUAAGAAGAAGAAUGUGCGAAUAUUGUACAGUCCAGGUGUGCAAAGCUCUUGAGACUUACCCAGAAAGACUCACAGCUGUAAUCACUGCCAAAGGUGAUUCUAACAUGUAUUGACUCAGGCGUGUGAAUACUUAUGUAAAUUAGAUAUUUCUGUACGUCAUUUUCAAUCAAUUUGUAAACAUUUCUAAAAACAUGCUUUCACUUUGUCAUUAUGUGGUAUUCUGUGUAGGUAUUGUGGGUGAGAAAAAAUAUUGAUUUAAUGAAUUUUGAAUUCAGGCUGAAACACAACAAAAUGUUGAAGGCUGCUUUUAUACAUAACAUAUAGUUAGUUAGUUAGUUAAAAUAUAUAGUGGUCCCCUGUAGCUCAAUUGGAAGAGCAUGGCGCUUGUAACGCCAGGGUAGUGGGUUCGAUCCCCGGGACCACCCAUACGUAAAAAUGUAUGCACACAUGACUGUAAGUCGCUUUGGAUAAAAGUGUCUGCUAAAUGGCAUAUUAUUAUAUAAACAUCUGAAUUUAAGUAAACAUUAAAUCAUUUAUUCAUCAAUGCCACAAACCUGGGACUUCAAAGAGCACAAUAUGAACUAUACGGAACUAAAAUAUAAACACAACAUGCAACAAUUUCAACGUUUUUACUGAGUUACAGUUCAUAUAAGGAAAUCAGUCAAUUUAAAUAAAUUCAUUAGGCCCUAAUCUAUAGAUUUCACAUGACUAGGCAGGGGUGCAGCCAUGGGUGGGCCUGGGAGGGCAUAGGGCCCACCCACUUGGGAGCCUUGCUGUGGACUACACAGGCAUCUUUUAGAAAAGUAAAGGGCUGAUAUGACAAUGUUUUGACAAUGUUUUCAGUUUUUGAAUUGGUUUGAGCGGGCACCAGGGAGAAGAACAAGGAAAACCUGUAUGACCUGAUAAGCAGAAAAAUAGACCCUCUGAGGAAUGGAUUGUUUAGGGGUGGAGAAGAUGCCAUGACACCAAUAGACAGUACCAAAGAACUCAGAAGGCAGAUACUUUUGUAGAAGAUUUAAACAUUUAUUGAAUUAUUUUAACAACCAAUUUUGCAAAGUCAUCCAGCCAUCACAUACAGAAUACACAUUUACACUUUAAAAAGGUUUAAGAGUCAAAAAGGUUUCAGAUAUACCCAAUCAGUCAACCCAUUUACGGUUAGUACAUGGCUAACAUCAAAUUAGUACACAGAAAGUACCUUCGACAAAUUUCCAGUUAACCUAGAUAUCCCAAUAACGAUAACACAUAAACAUAAACAAAUAUAACUUUAAAGCUUGCUACAGUAACUUAGUGUGCAGGCUAACUCAAAUGAGCUGCUAACGUAAUGUUAGGUAGGUAACUUUACAUACUGUAUAGUCAUCUAAGGGAAUUAAAUAUAAAAUACUUAUUUCCCUCAUUAAAAUGCAAAUCAAUUUAUAAAUUUGUUGUUAUUCUGUCUCUCACUGUUCAAAUAAACCUACCAUUAAAAUUAUGGACUGAUCAUUUCUUUGUCAGUGGGCAAAUGCAAAAAAUCAGCAGGGGAUCAAAUACUUUUUUCCCUCACUGUAGCUAAAAGCCAUGGAAGAGGGUGAAAGGAUUAGAAGCUCCAGCUGUCAGAGAAGGGAGAGAGUAGGCUACUAUAGAUAGGGCAGGUACCUUUGUGGGAGGACAUUAUGAAAAGAUUAUCCAGUUACAGCCCCUAGCGAGAAAAACUAUGAGGACAGAGAGCUACAGCAAGAUAAUAUUCAGUGCACCUUUUACCAUACCCCGUUCAAAUAAACUUGACCAUUUUCUUGACCAUUCACCCUCUGAAUGGCACACAUACACAAUCCAUGUCUCAAUUGUCUCAAGGUUUUAAAAUCCUUCUUGAACCUGUAUCCUCCCAUUCAUAUACACUGUUUGAAAUGGAUUUAACAAGUGACAUCAAUAAGGGAUCAUGGCUUACACCUGGAUUCACUUGGUCAGUCUAUGUCAUGGAAAGAGCAGUUGUUCCUAAUGUUUUGCACGUGUACCUAUGUGUACCUAUGUUAGCAAAUGUUGUAAACAAAAAUACAGUUUAAUGUCACACACAAUGUAUAAACCUAUAACAACUGGAGCAGGCCAACCCUGCUGUGUGUGCAGGCUUAUGUUCCAGCCCAGCACUAACACACCUGAUUCAACUUAUCAAACCUAAUUAGUUGAUAAUUAAAGUGUGCUAUUGCUGGGCUGGAAUAGAGGUCUGCUCACCAAGUAGACCAGGGAUCAGUGGAGCGAGGUUGGCCACCUCUGGCAUUGACCUAUUUUUGUUCACCUGAAAAUAUGCUUUAGUAAUAAUAGCCUACUUGUUACUAAGAUGUAUAACCUUUACAUACAGUGGGGCAAAAAAAGUAUUUAGUCAGCCACCAAUUGUGCAAGUUCUCCCACUUAAAAAGAAGAGAGAGGCCUGUAAUUUUCAUCAUAGGUACACGUCAACUAUGACAGACAAAAUGAGGAAAAAAAAUCCAGAAAAUCACAUUGUAGGAUUUUUAAUGAAUUUAUUUGCAAAUUAUGGUGGAAAAUAAGUAUUUGGUCAAUAACAAAAGUUUCUCAAUACUUUGUUAUAUACCCUUUGUUGGCAAUGACACAGGUCAAACGUUUUCUGUAAGUCUUCACAAGGUUUUCACACACUGUUGCUGGUAUUUUGGCCCAUUCCUCCAUGCAGAUCUCCUCUAGAGCAGUGAUGUUUUGGGGCUGUCGCUGGGCAACACGGACUUUCAACUCCUUCCAAAGAUUUUCUAUGGGGUUGAGAUCUGGAGACUGGCUAGGCCACUCCAGGACCUUGAAAUGCUUCUUACGAAGCCACUCCUUCGUUGCCCGGGCGGUGUGUUUUGGAUCAUUGUCAUGCUGAAAGACCCAGCCACGUUUCAUCUUCAAUGCCCUUGCUGAUGGAAGGAGGUUUUCACUCAAAAUCUCACGAUACAUAGCCCCAUUCAUUCUUUCCUUUACACGGAUCAGUCGUCCUGGUCCCUUUGCAGAAAAACAGCCCCAAAGCAUGAUGUUUCCACCCGCAUGCUUCACAGUAGGUAUGGUGUUCUUUGGAUGCAACUCAGCAUUAUUUGUCCUCCAAACACGACAAGUUGAGUUUUUACCAAAAAGUUAUAUUUUGGUUUCAUCUGACCAUAUGACAUUCUCCCAAUCCUCUUCUGGAUCAUCCAAAUGCACUCUAGCAAACUUCAGAUGGGCCUGGACAUGUACUGGCUUAAGCAGGGGGACACGUCUCGCACUGCAGGAUUUGAGUCCCUGGCGGCGUAGUGUGUUACUGAUGGUAGGCUUUGUUACUUUGGUCCCAGCUCUCUGCAGGUCAUUCACUAGGUCCCCCCGUGUGGUUCUGGGAUUUUUGCUCACCGUUCUUGUGAUCAUUUUGACCCCACGGUGUGAGAUCUUGCGUGGAGCCCCAGAUCGAGGGAGAUUAUCAGUGGUCUUGUAUGUCUUCCAUUUCCUAAUAAUUGCUCCCACAGUUGAUUUCUUCAAACCAAGCUGCUUACCUAUUGCAGAUUCAGUCUUCCCAGCCUGGUGCAGGUCUACAAUUCUGUUUCUGGUGUCCUUUGACAGCUCUUUGGUCUUGGCCAUAGUGGAGUUUGGAGUGUGACUGUUUGAGGUUGUGGACAGGUGUCUUUUAUACUGAUAACAAGUUCAAACAGGUGCCAUUAAUACAGGUAACGAGUGGAGGACAGAGGAGCCUCUUAAAGAAGAAGUUACAGGUCUGUGAGAGCCAGAAAUCUUGCUUGUUUGUAGGUGACCAAAUACUUAUUUUCCACCAUCAUUUGCAAAUAAAUGCAUUAAAAAUCCUACAAUGUGAUUUUCUGGAUUUUAUUUCCUCAAUUUGUCUGUCAUAAUUGACGUGUACCUAUGAUGAAAAUUACAGGCCUCUCUCAUCUUUUUAAGUGGGAGAACUUGCACAAUUGGUGGCUGACUAAAUACUUUUUUUCCCCACUGUAUGAGUUAGCAUACUUGUACACUUUGAAAUGUUAUGAAAUAAAGGGUUGAUUCUUUGAAGCGAAGUGUUUAAACUUAUUUUAAUUGUUAACUUAAAACAAUUAUUCAAGAUGAAGUAGUGUCAAUGUUGAUUAAUCACAGAUCACAAUUCUGCAAUAAAGAGGGGAAGGGAAUCUGUUUCUAAUUUCUCUGUGUUUCUGUGUUGUAUUCUCAAAUGAACAUUACCUUUUUUUUCAGUUGUAAGCUCUCCAAUUAGUUUUAUUUGAUUGUCACUCUCUCUUAGGAUAUCAGCCAUGUGAACCCAUUAUAGGCCUCCUGUAGGUCAGUUGGUAGAGCAUGGUGCAUGCAACGCCAGCGUUGUGGGUUUGUUUCCCACGGGGGGGCAGUAUGAAAAAUGUAUGCACUCACUAACUGUAAGUCGCUCUGGAUAAGAGCGUCUGCUAAAUAGCUUAAAUGUAAAUGUAAUGAUAAUGGCAUGCAACACCAAUGCAGCCAUAGUCCUAUAGUAUGAUGGCAUUAGCCUUAUGGGCAUCUGCAAUGCAGAGAAUAGCUUAACUCACACAUGGUUUAAUGUUGUUGAGCUAUAUGUUCUCAAUUUAAAAACGAUACCAGUAGACAAUAGCGAUAGACAAUGUAUAUUAAACCAAAUUUUUCACAUGCCUUGUGCUGACAUUAAAUUGUUUAGUGCAAAUCCAACCCUUGUAAUCUAGGUAGUGAAAUGUCUGGAAGCAGGAAAUUAUAGGAUCCUUAGCUUAAAACAUACACAUAACUACUACUACCAAGUUUAAUGCCAGAUACUUUUCUCCCAGGUCUGAGUGGCACUUGGAGGUGCCACUGUGAUAAUGAAGAUGGUUUGCCUAAGACUUCCACAACAAUUACAUUGUCUACGCUAAAUGUAUUUAAACUGUAAUAGAAAGAAAGAAUAGUUAGGUUAUUAGAAAUACAUUUUAUUCAGUGGGGCAAGGCAAAGCAGAGAUGACACACAAAAUACUUUUCAUUUCACCCAUACAACAAUAUAGCCUAUUAUUAAAGUACAGUGUGUUUACAAAAUCAUAAACAAAAGUAUUUUACAUGUUGUUCCAAAUUACAUGUUAUAGAUUCGUACAUGUGUAGCCUACAUAAAUAAAUGACUGUGAAACUGUGUUUCUGUUUAGUCAGCAGUCAUUGCUACACCCUUCAUUUGGUUUACAAGGGCACCUUUGUCAUGACGACAAGGUGAAGGUGCUCUCUACUCCAAUGGCACAACAGUAUCAUUCAGAUUGACCAAGACACAGCAUAUGACAACCAUUUUGUCUAGCUGAGGGAUGUCUCCUUUCAUAUCUUGAAAAGGACGAAGAAGUAGAUGUAGAAGCUGAUGCUGCUGCAGCAUUGCUCAUCUUCACAGUGGGAAUCUGGUCGACAUGGGUGUCUUGAUAGGGGUCACCUGGUGAACCUACAGUACAUAAACAAAUUAAAAGCACACCUGAUGUUAGAGUAUCACUUCUUCAGGUCACCUAUACCAUCAGGGCUCUUGAUAGUUUAGUUGUGUUUAAUUCAUUCAGGUGUUUUAGUGUCAUAUAAAGAUGUAAUCUAUUGUUGGGCUGGAACACCCAAUAGUCAACACAGCAGGUUGUCCUACCCCAUUGAGGCCUUUGUCCUAUGCUGUAAUGUCCCUACAUUUUCCCUACUCUUAUGAAUAAAGUUCUCAACCAACUAUCAUUGGUUCAGUGCCACUGGCAAGUAUCUUUUAGGAUAAUAAUGUCCUCCUCAAGGCUAGAUGCACAUUGUGCAAUUUAUGUCUCCCCUUUUCGUAGGUCUAGAUUAGAUGGUUGCCUUCAAGCAUGAUUGCGGGAAGAUGUUUUGGGGUGGGGUUACUGUUGACGGGAUGCGGGGGACGGGGGGGGGGACGGGGGGCUGCUGAGGAUAUAUUUUUUUGAAUUAUUUAUAUAUCUUUUAUAUAUACAGUGCCUUUGGAAAGUAUUCAGACCCCUUGACUUUUUCCACAUUUUGUUGCAUUGCAGCCUUAUUCUAAAAUGGAUUAAAUGUAAAAAAUCCUCAGCAAUCUACACAAAAUACCCCAUAACAACGAAGUGAAAACAGAAAUAACUUAUUUACAUAAGUAUUCAGACCCUUUGCUAUGAGACUCGAAAUUGAGCUCAGAGCUCAGGUGCAUCCUGUUUCCAUUGAUCAUCCUUGAGAUGUCUCUACAACUUGAUUGGAGUCCACCUGUGGUAAAUUCAAUUGAUUGGACAUGAUUUGGAAAGGCACACACCUGUCUAUAUAAGGAACCACCAAUACUCUUCCUAGAGCUGGCCGCCCGGCCAAACUGAGCAAUUCCCGAGUGGCGCAGUGGUCUAAGGCACUGCAUCACGGUGCUAGCUGUGCCACUAGAGAUCCUGGUUCGAAUCCAGGCUCUGUCGUAGCCGGCCGCGACCGGGAGACCCAUGGGGCGGCGCGCACAAUUGGCCCAGCGUCGUCCAGGGUAGGGGAGGGAUUUGGCCGGCAGGGGAUGUAGCUCAGUUGGUAGAGCAUGGCGUUUGCAACGCCAGGGUUGUGGGUUCGAUAAAAUAAUGUAAUAAGAGCGUCUGCUAAAUAACUAAAAUAUAAAUAUAAAAUAUAAUUGAAGGAGAAGGGCCUUGGUCAGAUACGUGACCAAGUACCCGAUGGUCAUACUGACAGAGCUCUAGAGUUCCUCUGUGGAGAUGGGAGAACCUUCCAGAAGGACAACCAUCUCUGCAGCACUCCACCAAUCAGGCCUUUAUGGUAGAGUGGCCAGACGGAAGCCACUCCUCAGUAAAAGGCAAAUGACAGCUCGCUUGGAGUUUGCCAAAAGGCACUUAAAGACUCCCAGACCAUGAGAAACAAGAUUCUCUGGUCUGAUGAAACCAAAACUGAACUCUUUGGCCUGAAUGCCAAGCGUCAUGUCUGGAGGAAACCUGGCACCAUCCCUACGGUGAAGCAUGGUGGUGGCAGCAUCAUGCUGUGGGGAUGUUUUUUAGCGGCAGGGACUGGGAGACUAGUCAGGAUCAAGGCAAAGAUGAACAGAGCAAAAUACAGAGAGAUCCUUGAUGAAAACCUGCUCCAGAGCGCUCAGGACCUCAGACUGGGACAAAGGUUCACCUUCCAACAGGACAAUAACCCUAAGCACACAGCCAAGACAACGCAUGAGUGGCUUUGGGACAGGUCUCUGAAUAUCCUUGAGUGGCCCAGCCAGAGCACGGAUUUAAACCCGAUCGAACAUCUCUGGAGAGACCUGAAAAUAGCUGUGCAGCAACGCUCCCCAUCCAACCUGAUAGAGCUAGAGAGGAUCUGCAGAGAAGAAUGGGAGUAACUCCCCAAACACAGGUGUGCCAAGCUUGUAGAGUCAUACCCAAGAAGACUCGAUACUGUAAUCGCUGCCAAAGGUGCUUCAACAAAGUACUGAGCAAAGGGUCUGAAUACUUACACUACCAGUCGAAAGUUUGGACACACCUACUCAUUCCAGGGUUUUUCUUUAUUUUUACUAUUUUUUACAUUGUAGAAUAAUAGUGAAGACAUGAAAACUAUGAAAUAACACAUAUGGAAUCAUGUAGUAACCAAAAAAGUGUUCAACAAAUCAAAAUAUAUUUUAUAUUUGAGAUUCUUCAAAUAGCCGCCCUACAUACAGACUGGUACUGAAAGUAAAUGUGAUAUUUCAGUUUUCUUUUUUUUUUUUAUGUGCAAAAAUGUAUGAAAACCUGUUUUUGCUUUGUCAUUAUGGGGUAUUGUGUGUAGAUUGAUGAGGGGGAAAAAACUAUUUAAUCAAUUUUAGAAUAAGGCUGUAACGUAACAAAAUGUGGAGAAAGUCAAGGGGUCUGAAUACUUUCCGAAGGCACUGUAUAUUUUUGAAUAUUCUAUUUUUUUUUAUUCAAGGGAUGCUGCAGCACCCUCAGCACCCCUACUUCCCGCAGCUAUGCAUUCAAGACAAUAUCCUUUUUAUUGAUCUGUUUUUCAGUGUCAGCAGAGUAGGCCUAGGCUUCCUUGUGAUUAGUCGUAUUAAUAAAGAUUCUGCUAAUGUCUCCAGUCAUUCAAAGUGUAGUAGAAUUGCAUGAAAUGUGCUUAUCAAAGCUAGCUAAUGCUGGCUAACUUAGUCUUAUUGUUAACACCUGGUUAGCAUAACAGCUAACAGCUAAACUAAAUUACCUCAUAAUUUCCUCAAGAAAAGUUUGUACCGACAAAUGUAGCCUAUUGAAUAGCCUAUCAUUAUAUAAUAUGCAUAAAAUGCAUUCUCCAAUUGCAACGUCUGCCUAUGCCCACACAUACUGUCUCAAGAAAAUGUUAUAUUUUUAAUACCCUCAAACACCAAGUUAGGCAUACCUCGUUUCAAAAUAGGCCAUCAUCACUGUCAAUCGUGAAUGAUAAUUCUUCAUGUUUUACCUGUGAAACAUCCAAACUGCAUCUGCAUGCCAAUCAUUUGAUUGAUGUCAAUCAUUUUCAUGGAAAUAUGCAUUUAAAUCUUCUUGAAUUACUGUUUCAUGAGCAAAUUAGAGCAGUUGGUGUUAACAAACUAUACUGAACAAAAAUAUAAACGCAACAUUCAACAAUUUCAAUGAUUUAUUGAGUUAAAGUUCAUAUAAGGAAAUCAGUCAAUUGAAAUAAAUUCAUUAGGCCAUAAUUUAUGGAUUUCACAUGACCGGGCAGGGGCACAGCCAUGGGUGGGUCUGGGACGGCAUAGGCCCACCCACUUGGGAGCCAGGCCAACCAACCGGGGAGCUGGCCCAGCCUAUCAGAAUGAGUUUUUCCCCACAAAAGGGCUUUAUUACAUUAAUCAAGAUUAUACAAAACUAGAGCCUGCAGAACUUGCUUUUUGGAGUGUGGUGUCAAAAAAGCAGAGUAUCUCUUUAUUUCGGAAAGACCUCUACCCAUCUUUACAACCAUUGGAUCUAUAUGUUUUGACCAUGAUAGUUUACAAUCUAAGGUAAUGUCAAGUAAUUUAGUCUCCUUAACUUGUUCAACAGCCAUACCAUUCAUUAUUAGAUUCAGCUGAGGUCUAGAACUUAGGGAAUGAUUUGUACCAAAUACAAUGUUCUUAGUUUUAGAGAUGACCAGUUUAUUAGUGGCCACCCAUUCCAAAACAGACUGCACAUCUUUGUUAAGGGUUUCAGUGACUUCAUUAGCUGUGGUUGCUGAUGCGUAUAUGGUUGAAUAAUCAGCAUACAUGGACACAAAUGCUUUGUUUAAUGCCAGUGGCAGGUCAUUGGUAAAAAUAGAAAAGAGUAGAGGGCCUAGAGAGCUGCCCUGUGGUACACAUUUACAUUUACAUUUUAGUCAUUUAGCAGACGCUCUUAUCCAGAGCGACUUACAUUAUUAUUAUUUUUUUUCAUACCCCCCGUGGGAAACGAACCCACAACCCUGGCGUUGCAAACGCCAUGCUCUACCAACUGAGCUACAUAUACAGUUGAAGUCGGAAGUGUUUGACAUUAGAGAAGCUUCCAUUAAGGAAAACCCUUUAAGUUCUAUUAGAUAGAUAGCUCUGAAUCCACGAUAUGGCAGAGGUUGAAAAGCCAUAACACAUACGUUUUUCUAACAACAGGUUAUGGUCAAUAAUAUCAAAGGCUGCACUGAAGUCUAACAGUACAGCUCCCACAAUCUUCUUAUUAUCAAUUUCUUUCAACCAAUCAUCAGUCAUUUGUGUCAGUGCAGUACAUGUUGAGUGCCCUUCCCUAUAAGCAUGCUGAAAGUCUGUUGAUAAUUUGUUUACAGAGGAAUAGCAUUGUAUUUGGUCAAACACCAUUUUUCCCAACAGUUUGCUAAGAUUUGGCAGCAAGCUUAUAGGUCUGCUGUUAGAACCAGUAAAGGGUGCUUUACCAUUCCUGGGUAGCGGAAUCACUUUUGCUUCCCUCCAGGCCUGAGGACAAAGACCUUCCUCUAGGGGAGGGGGUCACACUCGGACAAUCAGAGAGGGGGCUUAUUAUUGUGGCCCAGGUGGCACAAAUUAAUCAAUGGUCUGACUGCACGGAGAUGCUUGGGUAAAAUGGUUACAACGGGGGACCAGAGUGUUUGUGUCUCAGGUGAAAAGGGUGGAUCUGAUCUCCAUCACCUAGGACUUGACAUAGAUUAAAUAGAUUAAUCAAAUCUCACAUUGUUGUAAAUUUUUGCUCGAUCUUGCAUGCUUUCUCAAACAGCUGUAACUGUAUAUGCAUUCGUAAAUCAGGUCCUUUCUUGAGUUGGGCUCUGGGAUGUAACAACCGUUGAGCAUCUGAUCUUAUGGUUGAUUGUGGAGGAAAGGGGUUGAGUGUGUUAGAGUAUGUGCGUGUGUGUUUAUCCCACAUCUGUUGCAAGGGGGUAAGGAUGUUAGGGAGAAUAUAGGAUGAACCACAAUAAUUGUUUGCUAAAAUAAUAAUUGCUUGUCAAAAAUGUUAUGUAAUACAAUGGCAAUCCGGGUUGUAGGUCAAAAUCCUACGCUUGAACUGCCAACAUUAUAUUAAUUGAUAAUGAUGGAAAAUAAGAUAUGCAAGAUAUUUGAAUAGAUAUAUAUUUUUAAAUAGCUAUAUACAGUGGGGAAAAAAAGUAUUUAGUCAGCCACCAAUUGUGCAAGUUCUCCCACUUAAAAAGACGAGAGAGGCCUGUAAUUUUCAUCAUAGGUACACGUCAACUAUGACAGACAUAUUGAGAAAAAAAUUCCAGAAAAUCACAUUGUAGGAUUUUUAAUGAAUUUAUUUGCAAAUUAUGGUGGAAAAUAAGUAUUUGGUCAAUAACAAAAGUUUCUCAAUACUUUGUUAUAUACCCUUUGUUGGCAAUGACACAGGUCAAACGUUUUCUGUAAGUCUUCACAGGGCUUUCACACACUGUUGCUGGUAUUUUGGCCCAUUCCUCCAUGCAGAUCUCCUCUAGAGCAGUGAUGUUUUGGGGCUGUCGCUGGGCAACACGGACUUUCAACUCCCUCCAAAGAUUUUCUAUGGGGUUGAGAUCUGGAGACUGGCUAGGCCACUCCGGGACCUUGAAAUGCUUCUUACGAAGCCACUCCUUCGUUGCCCGGGCGGUGUGUUUGGGAUCAUUGUCAUGCUGAAAGACCCAGCCACAUUUAAUCUUCAAUGCCCUUGCUGAUGGAAGGAGGUUUUCACUCAAAAUCUCACGAUACAUGGCCCCAUUCAUUCUUUCCUUUACACGGAUCAGUCGUCCUGGUGCCUUUGCAGAAAAACAGCCCCAAAGCAUGAUGUUUCCACCCCCAUGCUUCACAGUAGGUAUGGUGUUCUUUGGAUGCAACUCAGCAUUCUUUGUCCUCCAAACACGACGAGUUGAGUUUUUACCAAAAAGUUUCAUCUGACCAUAUGACAUUCUCCCAAUCCUCUUCUGGAUCAUCCAAAUGCACUCUAGCAAACUUCAGAUGGGCCUGGACAUGUACUGGCUUAAGCAGGGGGACACGUCUGGCACUGCAGGAUUUGGGUCCCUGGUGGCGUAGUGUGUUACUGAUGGUAGGCUUUGUUACUUUGGUCCCAGCUCUCUGCAGGUCAUUCACUAGGUCCCCCCGUGUGGUUCUGGGAUUUUUGCUCACCGUUCUUGUGAUAAUUUUGACCCCACGGGGUGAGAUCUUGCGUGGUGCCCCAGAUCAAGGGAGAUUAUCAGUGGUCUUGUAUGUCUUCCAUUUCCUAAUAAUUGCUCCCACAGUUGAUUUCUUCAAACCAAGCUGCUUACCUAUUGCAGAUUCAGUCUUCCCAGCCUGGUGCAGGUCUACAAUUUUGUUUCUGGUGUCCUUUGACAGCUCUUUGGUCUUGGCCAUAGUGGAGUUUGGAGUGUGACUGUUUGAGGUUGUGGACAGGUGUCUUUUAUACUGAUAAUAAGUUCAAACAGGUGCCAUUAAUACAGGUAACGAGUGGAGGACAGAGGAGCCUCUUAAAGAAGAAGUUACAGGUCUGUGAGAGCCAGAAAUAUUGCUUGUUUGUAGGUGACCAAAUACUUAUUUUCCACCAUAAUUUGCAAAUAAAUUCAUUAAAAAUCCUACAAUGUGAUUUUCUGGAUUUUUUUUUCUCAAUUUGUCUGUCAUAGUUGACGUGUACCUAUGAUGAAAAUUACAGGCCUCUCAUCUUUUUAAGUGGGAGAACUUGCACAAUUGGUGGCUGACUAAAUACUUUUUUUCCCCACUGUAUAUUGAGGUGAGAACAUUGGAAAUGCUUUUGGCGGUUGACCUGCUUCUGUUCUGUGGGUGUCACUGUGUGCUGUUUUCGAUGGAUGGGUCCUGGCCUCUCGGGGGCCUAGGGAUCCGGGGGGACGGGGGUGGUAUGCCGAUCACUGGGAUGACGGCCCAACUUGGGAUGGGGAGGGGCUUUAGCGGGGGAAUUAGUGGAGAACAAUUGGAGGGUUACUUAGUAGCAAUGCAAAUAUCAUUGUACAGCUAUAUGGACACUCAAUCACUAUGGUAUUUUUUAUUGGUAAAUUUACAAACAUAUAUGAUAGUUAGAAUUGAAACUUGUAUCUCAUUAUGGUAUGUGGUGAAAUAAGUAUAGCCAGUUAUAAUUUUAAUGGUUUAGCAAAUAAUAACAAAAGAAUAACAAUAUUUACAUGGCUCAAAGAGAAGGAAUAUAAUAUAUAUUGUUUACAGGAAACUCAUUCAACAAUUCUAGAUGAAGUUGCGUGGAAAAAGGAAUGGGGGGGGGGGGGGGGGGGGGGGGGUAUACUUCUCCCAUGGGCAAAGAAACUCAAAAGGGGUGAUGAUAUUAACUAACAGUAAUUUCCAUCCGAAUGUGCAAAUUGUCCAAACAGAUACAGUGGGGAAAAAAUAUUUAGUCAGCCACCAAUUGUGCAAGUUCUCCCACUUAAAAAAAUUAGAGAGGCCUGUAAUUUUUAUCAUAGGUACACGUCAACUAUGACAGACAAAUUGAGAAUUUUCUUCCAGAAAAUCACAUUGUAGGAUUUUUAAUGAAUUUAUUUGCAAAUUAUGGUGGGAAAUAAGUAUUUGGUCACCUACAAACAAGCAAGAUUUCUGGCUCUCACAGACCUUUAACUUCUUCUUUAAGAGGCUCCUCUGUCCUCCACUCAUUACCUGUAUUAAUGGCACCUGUUUGAACUUGUUAUCAGUAUAAAAGACACCUGUUCACAACCUCAAACAGUCACACUCCAAACUCCACUAUGGCCAAGACCAAAGAGCUGUCAAAGGACACCAGAAACAAAAUUGUAGACCUGCACCAGGCUGGGAAGACUAAAUAUGCAAUAGGAAAGCAGCUUGGUUUGAAGAAAUCAACUGUGGGAGCAAUUAUUAGGAAAUGGAAGACAUACCAGACCACUGAUAAUCUCCCUCGAUCUGGGGCUCCACGCAAGAUCUCACCCCGUCGGGUCAAAAUACUUUUUUUCCCCACUGUACAUACACACACAUGUUCUUAUCAUAGUCUACUCCCUGCAUUCCUCAGUUAUCGCCGUUCUCACAAUAUUCUGACUGCCUCAUUGUACUUCUAACUAAGCUACACAUAUUAUCAGUUUAUUGUCUUAUGAUUCUAACACUUUUCACACAGUUUCGGAGUGUAAUAAUUAGUCACUACUAAGAAAGUACUAAUCAUACUUAAAAUAAGAACAUUUCACAACUAUAUUUAAGGGUGGAACAUUUAGUCAUUACUUUUAACCUGUAUAUAUUUUAAUUUCUAUAUCAUUGUCACAGACCACACUGACGAAGCAUCUUCAACCAAAUUAACAACAUCAGGCACAGCACCAUCCCCGCUGAGUUUCACUAUUGUUUCACUAUCAGAACUCUUGUAGGCUUUGGGGAUCUCUCGCUGAUCCACUUCUGUUGAGCACACCUCACUCAAGGGGACUUCAUACACUUGUUCCACUUCACUUCCAUCAGCUGGGACUUCACCAUCCUCUUGGAGUACCCUCCCAGAUGACUCAGGAAAGCUUGCUACCCAGCGGACAGUCCUUGCGUCACUCCCAUCCAUUUUGCUGGACGCUGCUGACAUCUCAGAGAUCAUGUCACCACUCGAUAGAGAUCCGUGACUCUCAGGUUCCUCCCAAGAAGGCAAAGGCAGAAAGUUGACUGGCAUAAUCAGGUUCCUAUGCACAGUUUUGAUGCGUCCAGUGGUAGGGUGCUCUAUACGAUAUGUGUUCAGUGAGCUGUUCUUCGCAACAACUAUGUACACCGCACUGUCCCAGCGAUCAGCCAGUUUCUUCUUGCCCCUCUCUCCUUUGUUAGCAAGUAGAACUCUGUCUCCCUUCUCUACCGAAUGACCCUUCGACCGUCUGUUGUAGACCUCGGCUUGUCUCUUUUGUUGCUUACUUGCAUGCUGCUGAACCAAUGUCAUGGCUUCUCUCAGAUCCUCACCCAAAGACUGGACAUACUUAUCCACAUCUACCGUGUCCCCAUCCAACAGCACACUUUCAAACUUCUUUCAUAACGUCUACUGGCAACCUAGGGGUGCAUCCAAACAUCAAGAAGAAGGGUGGAAACCCAGUAGUCUCAUGAACAGUGCAGUUAUAGGAGAAUAUCAAUGUGUUCAACAUCUGAGGCCAUUUAGCCUUGGACCUAGCUGGCAGAGCUCUAAUCAUCCCACCCAGUGUGCGAUUCAGACGUUCUGCUUGACCGUUCCCCAUGGGAUGUUAAGGUGUGGUGUGGGACCUUCCAACACCAGAUAACUGAAGUAAUUCUGCAAUAAGUGAACUUUCAAAGUUAGCACCCCUGUCAGAAUGGAUACAAUCAGCGAACCCAUAAAUGCAGAAUAAAUUAUUCCAGAGAACACGAGCCACAGUCUUAGCAGACUGGUUUGGACAUGGAUAUGCACAUGCCAGCUUAGUAAAGUGAUCAGUCACUACUAACACAUCAAUAGACUUGUUGUUUGAAUCUUCUGCAGUCCAGAAAUCAAUACACACGAGUUCCAAAGGUGCCGUUGUCACAAUGGAGACAAGUGGAGCUCUUGCUUCAGGCUCGGGUGCUUUACUCAACACGUAUCUCUUACAGUGGGCCACGUAUUCCUUGACAUCCUUUUCCAUAGAAUCCCAGUAAAACCGCUGUCUCGUAAGCCACAAUGUGCGCUGCUGGCCCUGGUGACCAGCAUCAUCAUCAAUCAAUCAAUCAAUUUUAUUUUAUAUAGCCCUUCUUACAUCAGCUAAUAUCUCGAAGUGCUGUACAGAAACCCAGCCUAAAACCCCAAACAGCUAGUAAUGCAGGUGUAGAAGCACGGUGGCUAGGAAAAACUCCCUAGAAAGGCAAAACCUAGGAAGAAACCUAGAGAGGAACCAGGCUAUCAUGAACUCCCUUCAACACAAGGCCUCUCAAAGACACAGGUACGACAUACUGGAAUAUUUUCUUCUUACUCACUGAGUGUUUUGAGACACGAUACAGAAUCCCUAACCGCGUGGUGAGUUUUCCCCAAUGUCUUAGAGUAUAAACCGUUUCCUUAGCUUCAAGGGCUCGCUCUCUCCUAGAUGGGCGCCGGCCUCUAUCUAGAAAGAACAUGACUCUGCUGAUGACAGGAUCCAGUGACUGGUUAUCAUACAGCUCCUUGUGUGUAAAGACAGGUAAAGGGCUCUGACCCAUGGACGUCAACCUCUCAAGGUGCUGCACAUGUGAAACGGCCCUCACUGUGGCACCAUCAUCCCAUCGGUGGUGAGCUUAGAGGAUAGCAGACACCUCUUCACAGGAAACCAACCCACUGACAUCGUCUCCAGCUCUACUCAACUCAUUCCCAGGAGCCAUUGACGUUCCACAGCCAGACACGUGCUGUUCACAGGAGAGGCGGAACAUGUCUUGAACAUCAUCCACUCGAAGACCUCUGGCUUCCUCCAGCAGGACAUCAUAUGGAAAUCUUGACAGUCGGUGCAGAACUGUGGAGCGGACAAAUGGCUCUCUACUCAAAGCAUCAGCAACAACAUUCUUGGGACCUGGUAUGUACUGGAUAUCAAAAUCAAAGGGUGCCAGCUUUGCAACCCAUCUCUGCUCGCAUCCAUCAAGUCUCGGCUUUGUAAGAAUAUAUUUGAGUGGAUUGUUGUCGGUCCACACAGUCAAAUUAUGCCCUCGCAGCCAAUGGCUGAAUUUAUCAUGAAUGGCCCAUUUCAUGGCUAGAAAUUCCAGCCGGUGAGCAGGAUACUUGGAUUGUGCAUGAUUAAGAGAUUUACUAGCAAAAGCUAUCGGCCUGGCUAUGUCCUUCCCAUCCUGCACUUGGGAUAGUACAGCUCCCAAACCACUAGUAGAUGCAUCCAUGGAAAGUAGAAAUGGCUGAGAAAAAUCUGGAUGAGCCAGCAGUGCCUGGUCAACUAGUGCUGAUUUCAAAGCUUCAAAAGCGAGUUGACAUUCGACAGUCCAGUCUGCAGCAGUGAGCCUGCGAGGGGGACCAGGCCUCUUCCAACCCUUGCCUCUCCUAGGCUUCUUCUGACCUGUAGUUAGCUGAAACAAUGGAACAAUUCUCAAUGUAGUGCUGAUAGUAUACUACCAUACCAAGGAAAUAACGGAUUUUGCUAGGAGACGGCGUGACACCAUCAGCUUCCAUUAUCUCACUCUCAGUCACAUUCAAAAUGGUUUGAACUUUAGCAGGGUCAGUGGCUACUGUGUAGGUGUGUAGGUCUACAAUCUUGUCCCUGACAUCCUUGGAGAGCUCUUUGGUCUUGGCCAUGGUGGAGAGAUUGGAAUCUGAUUGAUUGAUUGCUUCUGUGGACAGGUGUCUUUUAUACAGGUAACAAGCUGAGAUUAGGAGCACUCCCUUUAAGAGUGUGCUCCUAAUCUCAGCUCGUUACCUGUAUAAAAGACACCUGGGAGCUAGAAAUCUUUCUGAUUGAGAGGGUGUCAAAUACUUAUUUCCCUCAUUAAAAUGCAAAUAAAUGUAUAACAUUUUUGACAUGUGUUUUUCUGGAUUUUGUUGUUGUUCUUCUGUCUCUCACUGUUCAAAUAAACCUACCAUUAAAAUUAUAGACUGAUCAUGUCUUUGUCAGUGGGCAAACAUACAAAAUCAGCAGGGGAUCAAAUACUUUUUUCCCUCACUGUAAAGGGAACAUAAGUGAACAAAUAACACAACAAUUACAUAUUUAAGUUAUGCAACACCCAAUUCCCCUGUGUGAAAAAGUAAUUGCCCCCUUACACUCAAUAACUGGUUGUGCCACCUUUAGCUGCAAUGACUCCAACCAAAUGCUUCCUGUAGUUGUUGAUCAGUCUCUCACAUCGCUGUGGAGGAAUUUUGGCCCACUCUUCCACGCAGAACUGCUUUAACUCAGUGAUGUGUGGGCUUUCAAGCAUGAACUGCUCGUUUCAAGUCCUGCCACAACAUCUCAAUUGGGAUUAGGUCUGGACUUUGACUAGGCCAUUCCAAAACUUCCAAUUUGUUGCUUUUUAGCAAUUUUCAUGUAGAAUUGAUUGUGUGUUUUAGAUCAUUGUCUUGCUGCAUGACCCAGCUGCGCUUCAGCUUCAGCUCACAGACGGAUGGUCUGACAUUCUCCUGUAGAAUUCUCUGAUACAGAGCAGAAUUCAUGGUUCCUUCUAUUAAGGCAAGUCGUCCAGGUCCUGAGGCAGCAAAGCAUCCCCAAACCAUCACACCACCACCACCAUGCUUGACCUUUGGUAUGAUGUUCUUACUGUGGAAUGCAGAGUUUGGUUUUCACCAGGCAUUACUGGAACCAUGUCAUCCAAAAAGUUAUACUUUUGAGUCAUCUGUCCAUAGAACGUUCUUCCAAGAGUUUUGAUGAUCAUCCAGGUGCUUUUUGGCAAACUUGAGUCAACUUUUUGGACGAGAUGGGUCCCAUUAUGUCUGGCGAAAACCAAACACUGCAUUCCACAGCAUCAAAUUUUAAUAGAAAGUUAGCAAAAAUAGAUAAGAUCUUGCUACCAUGGAAAGGUAAAUACCUGUCAAUUUGUGGGAAAAUCACCCUGAUGAACUCUUUAGUAUUAUCCCAGUUUACCUAUUUGCUUAUGGUCUUGCCUACGCCUAGUGAACAGUUUUAAAUUAUAUGAGAAAAAACAUUCCAUUUUAUUUGGAAUGGCAAGCCAGACGAAAUUAAAUGGGCCUAUUUAUAUAAUGAAUAUGAAUUCGGAGGACAGAAAUUAUUAAAUAUUAAACCAUUAGACCUUUCACUAAAAGCUUCAGUCAUACAGAAGUUAUACUUAAAUCCGAACUGGUUCUCUAGCAAAUUAGUAAGAUUGUCUCACCCAAUGUUCAAGAAUGGCCUUUUUCCCUAUAUUCAGAUUACAACCUCUCACUUUCAGUUAUUUAAAAAGGAAAUCAUCUCCUAAAUAUCAGUAUUUCUAAAACAAGCAAUAGAAAGUUGGUUGCAAUUUCAAUUUAAUCCUCCAGAAACGUCAGAACAAAUAAUGCAACAAAUAUUGUGGUUAAACUCAAAUAUACUAAUUGAUAAAAAACCUUAUUUAUUUGACAAAAUGUUUAAAAAAGGUAUAGUCUUCGUAAAUGAUCUCAUCGGUAGGACUGGAGGAGUCAUGUCGCACAUGCAGCUAACAAAAACAUAUGGAAAUGUAUGCUCUACCCAAAAUUACAACCAAAUAAUUGCAGCAUUACAGCAAAAAUGGAAGAGGAAAGUGGAAGGGGGAAAAAGUAAGGAACUUGUCUGUCGGCCAUGCAUUAAAGAACAUAAUUGGUUAAAGACCAGUUUCAUUUAAGGACCAAAAGAUUGACAGCCAUCCCAUAUAGAUUGCAAAAUAGUUGGGAAGAGAUUUUUGACGUACCAAUUCCAUGGCAUAGUGUUUAUGAACUGAUACGCAAAACGAAGCUGGAUUCAAAACGUAUAAUUUUUCAAUUAAAAUUAUUAUAUAACAUUCUUGCAACCAAUAGAAUGUUAUUUAUAUGGGGGAUACAAUCUUCCCAGCUCUGCAGAUUUUGCUGCGAAGAGACAGAAUCAUUAGAUAAUUUGUUUUGGUACUGUCCAUUUGUAGCUUGUUUUUGGACACAGGUCCAGGAAUGGCUAAAGGAUUGCAAUAUUUACCUGGAGCGAACCCUGCAGAUAGCAUUACUGGGUGAUCUGAAAAGUCAGUAAAUCGAUCAAUAAUAUAAUAAUACUUUUAGCAAAAAUGUUUAUUUUCAAUUUACAAUCUGUAGAAACAAUGAGAAUAGAAAGGUUCAGAACUUUUGUAAAACAUCACAGCAUUGUUGAAAAAUAUAUGGCAAAUAGAAAUCCAAUAUGGAUGGUGUUAAGAGAUAGAUGGGUGGUAUUGAAUGGAGUUGAAGGAUGGGACUAAUAACAACUAACAACAACCAAUAACAACAAGAUAACUAAUAAUGUAAGCAUACUGUGUCCAUAAUAAGCAUAAUAAGUAUAUACAGUGGGGGAAAAAAGUAUUUAGUCAGCCACCAAUUGUGCAAGUUCUCCCACUUAAAAAGAUGAGAGAGGCCUGUAAUUUUCAUCAUAGGUACACGUCAACUAUGACAUACAAAUUGAGAAAGAAAAAUCCAGAAAAUCACAUUGUAGGAUUUUUUAUGAAUUUAUUUGCAAAUUAUGGUGGAAAAUAAGUAUUUGGUCACCUACAAACAAGCAAGAUUUCUGGCUCUCACAGACCUGUAACUUCUUCUUUAAGAGGCUCCUCUGUCCUCCACUCGUUACCUGUAUUAAUGGCACCUGUUUGAACUUAUUAUCAGUAUAAAAGACACCUGUCCACAACCUCAAAUAGUCACACUCCAAACUCCACUAUGGCCAAGACCAAAGAGCUGUCAAAGGACACCAGAAACAAAAUUGUAGACCUGCACCAGGCUGGGAAGACUGAAUCUGCAAUAGGUAAGCAGCUUGGUUUGAAGAAAUCAACUGUGGGAGCAAUUAUUAGGAAAUGGAAGACAUACAAGACCACUGAUAAUCUCCCUCGAUCUGGGGCUCCACGCAAGAUCUCACCCCGUGGGGUCAAAAUGAUCACAAGAACGGUGAGCAAAAAUCCCAGAACCACACGGGGGGACCUAGUGAAUGACCUGCAGAGAGCUGGGACCAAAGUAACAAAGCCUACCAUCAGUAACACACUACGCCGCCAGGGACUCAAAUCCUGCAGUGCGAGACGUGUCCCCCUGCUUAAGCCAGUACAUGUCCAGGCCCGUCUUUUUUUAUUUAUUUAUUUUUAUUUCACCUUUAUUUAACCAGGUAAGCCAGUUGAGAACAGGUUCUCAUUUACAACUGCGACCUGGCCAAGAUAAAGCAAAGUAGUGCAAUAAAAACAACACAGAGUUACAUAUGGGGUAAAAAAAAAAAAACAUAAAGUCAGAAAUACAACAGAAAAUAUAUAUACAGUGUGUGCAAAUGUAGCAAGUUAUGGAGGUAAGGCAAUAAAUAGGCUAUAGUGCAGAAUAAUUACAAUAGUAUUAACACUGGAAUGCUAGAUGUGCAAGAGAUUAUGUGCAAAUAGAGAUACUGGGGUGCAAAAGAGCAAAAUAAAUAACAAUAUAGGGAUGAGGUAGUUGGGUGGGCUAAUUUCAGAUGGGCUGUGUACAGGUGCAGUGAUCGGUAAGGUGCUCUGACAACUGAUGCUUAAAGUUAUUGAGGGAGAUAAGAGUCUCCAGCUUCAGAGAUUUUUGCAAUUCGUUCCAGUCAUUGGCAGCAGAGAACUGGAAGGAAUGGCGGCCAAAGGAGGUGUUGGCUUUGGGAAUGACCAGAGAGAUAUACCUGCUGGAGCGCAGACUACGGGUGGGUGCUGCUAUGGUGACCAAUGAGCUAAGAUAAGGCGGGGAUUUGCCUAGCAGUGAUUUAUAGAUGGCCUGGAGCCAGUCGGUUUGACGACGAACAUGUAGUGAGGAACCAGCCAACAAGAGCGUACAGGUCACAGUGGUGGGUAGUGUAUGGGGCUUUGGAGACAAAACGGAUGGCACUGUGAUAGACUACAUCCAAUUUGCUGAGUAGAGUGUUGGAGGCUAUUUUGUAAAUGACAUCGCCGAAGUCAAGGAUCGGUAGGAUAGUCAGUUUUACGAGGGCAUGUUUGGCAGCAUGAGUGAAGGAGGCUUUGUUGCGAAAUAGGAAGCCGAUUCUAGAUUUAACUUUGGAUUGGAGAUUCUUUAUGUGAGUCUGGAAGUUGAGUUUACAGUCUAACCAGACACCUAGAUAUUUGUAGUUGUCCACAUACUCUAGGUCAGACCCGUCGAGAGUGGUGAUUCUAGUCGGGUGGGCGGGUGCUAGCAGCGUUCGAUUGAAAAGCAUGCAUUUAGUUUUACUAGUGUUUAAGAGCAGUUGAAGGCUACUGAAGGAUUGUUGUAUGGCAUUGAAGCUCGUUUGGAGGUUUGUUAACACAGUGUCCAAUGAAGGGCCAGAUGUAUACAAAAUGGUGUCGUCUGCGUAGAGGUGGAUCUGAGAGUCACCAGCAGCAAGAGCGACAUCAUUGAUAUACACGGAGAAAAGUGUCGGCCCAAGAAUUGAACCCUGUGGCACCCCCAUAGAGACUGCCAUAGGUCCAGACAACAGGCCCUCCGAUUUGAAGUCUGAUGUUUGCUAGAGUGCAUUUGGAUGAUCCAGAAGAGGAUUGGGAGAAUGUCAUAUGGUCAGAUGAAACCAAAAUAGAACUUUUUGGUAAAAACUCAACUCGUCGUGUUUGGAGGACAAAGAAUGCUGAGUUGCAUCCAAAGAAAACCAUACCUACUGUGAAGCAUGGGGGUGGAAACAUCAUGCUUUGGGGCUGUUUUUCUGCAAAGGGACCAGGACGACUGAUCCGUGUAAAGGAAAGAAUGAAUGGGGCCAUGUAUCGUGAGAUUUUGAGUGAAAACCUCCUUCCAUCAGCAAGGGCAUUGAAGAUGAAACAUGGCUUGGUCUUUCAGCAUGAUCCCAAAUGAUCCCAAACACACCGCCCAGGCAACGAAGGAGUGGCUUCGUAAGAAGCAUUUCAAGGUCCUGGAGUGGCCUAGCCAGUCUCCAGAUCUCAACCCCAUAGAAAAUCUUUGGAGGGAGUUGAAAGUCUGUGUUGCCCAGCGACAGCCCCAAAACAUCACUGCUCUAGAGGAGAUCUGCAUUGAGGAAUGGGCCAAAAUACCAGCAACAGUGUGUGAAAACCUUGUGAAGACUUACAGAAAAUGUUUGACCUGUGUCAUUUCCAACAAAGGGUAUAUAACAAAGUAUUGAGAAACUUUUGUUAUUGACCAAAUACUUAUUUUCCACCAUAAUUUGCAAAUAAAUUCAUUAAAAAUCCUACAAUGUGAUUUUCUGGAGAAAAAAAAUCUUAUUUUGUCUGUCAUAGUUGACGUGUACCUAUGAUGAAAAUUACAGGCCUCUCUCAUCUUUUUAAGUGGGAGAAUUUGCACAAUUGGUGGCUGACUAAAUACUUUUUUUCCCCCACUGUAGGUUAUAGGUUGAGAGCUUUUGUGAAAGAGCACAGUUAGAAAGAUAUGGUAUGGCAUAUAGAAGCAAACCGGAUGGACAUCAUGAAAAUGAUCAGAGAGGUUGAGGGUAGAGGAAGUUCAGGAGUAAAAACAAACAACAUAGAAUUAUCGUAAAAUUGACUGUGUCCAUAAAAUGUAUAUAGUAUGUAUAAGCUGGAAGUAGAGAAGUAGAGGCCUAAGCAUUGUUGUUCACUGGUUUACUCCAAUUAGGAAAGGGGUGGUGGGGUUGGAAGAUAAUAAAGGGAAAUAUAUAUAUUUUUAAAGAUGUGUAUGUGUAUGUAUGUAUGUAUGUAUGUAUGUGUAUGUAUGUAUGUAUGUAUGUAUGUAUGUAUGUAUGUAUGUAUGUAUGUAUGUAUGUAUGUAUGUAUGUAUGUAUGUAUGUAUGUAUGUAUGUGUGUAUGUGUAUAUACAGUGGGGAGAACAAGUAUUUGAUACACUGCCUAUUUUGCAGGUUUCCCUACUUACAAAGCAUGUAGAGGUCUGUAAUUUCUAUCAUAGGUACAUUUCAACUGUGAGAGACGGAAUCUAAAACAAAAAUCCAGAAAAUCACAUUGUAUGAUUUUUAAGUAAUUCAUUUGCAUUUUAUUGCAUGAAAUAAGUAUUUGAUCACCUACCAACCAGUAAGAAUUCCGGGUCUCACAGACCUGUUAGUUUUUCUUUAAGAAGCCCUCCUGUUCUCCACUCAUUACCUGUAUUAACUGCACCUGUUUGAACUCGUUACCUGUAUAAAAGACACCUGUCCACACAAUCAAUCAAACAGAAUCCAACCUCUCCACAAUGGCCAAGACCAGAGAGCUGUAUAAGGACAUCAGGGAUAAAAUUGUAGACCUGCACAAGGCUGGGAUGGGCUACAGGACAAUAGGCAAGCAGCUUGGUGAGAAGGCAACAACUGUUGGCGCAAUUAUUAGAAAAUGGAAGAAGUUCAAGAUGACGGUCAAUCACCCUCGGUCUGGAGCUCCAUGCAAGAUCUCACCUCGUGGGGCAUCAAUGAUCAUGAGGAAGGUGAGGGAUCAGCCCAGAACUACACGGCAGGACCUGGUCAAUGACCUGAAGAGAGCUGGAACCACAGUCUCAAAGAAAACCAUUAGUAACACACUACGCCGUCAUGGAUUCAAAUCCUGCAGCGCACGCAAGGUCCCCCUGCUCAAGCCAGCGCAUGUCCAGGCCCGUCUGAAGUUUGCCAAUGACCUUCUGGAUGAUCCAGAGGAGGAAUGGGAGAAGGUCAUGUGGUCUGAUGAGACAGAAAUAGAGCUUUUCGGUCUAAAUCCACUCGCCGUAUUUGGAGGAAGAAGAAGGAUGCGUACAACCCCAAGAACACCAUCCCAACCGUGAAGCAUGGAGGUGGAAACAUCAUUCUUUGGGGAUGCUUUUCUGCAAAGGGGACAGGACGACUGCACCGUAUUGAGGGGAGGAUGGAUGGGGCCAUGUAUCGCUAGAUCUUGGCCAACAACCUCCUUCCCUCAGUAAGAGCAUUGAAGAUGGGUCGUGGCUUGGUCUUCCAGCAUGACAACGACCCGAAUCACACAGCCAGGGCAACUAAGGAGUGGCUCCGUAAGAAGCAUCUCAAGGUCCUGGAGUGGCCUAGCCAGUCUCCAGACCGGAACCCAAUAGAAAAUCUUUGGAGGGAGCUGAAAGUCCGUAUUGCCCAGCGACAGCCCCGAAACUGGAGAAGGUCUGUAUGGAGGAGUGGGCCAAAAUCCCUGCUGCAGUGUGUGCAAACCUGGUCAAGACCUACAGGAAACGUAUGAUCUCUGUAAUUGCAAACAAAGGUUUCUGUACCAAAUAUUAAGUUCUGCUUUUCUGAUGUAUCAAAUACUUAUGUCAUGCAAUAAAAUGCAAAUUAAUUAGUUAAAUAUCAUACAAUGUGAUUUUCUGGAUUUUUGUUUUAGAUUCCGUCUCUCACAGUUGAAGUGUACCUAUCAUAAAAAUUACAGACCUCUACAUGCUUUGUAAGUAGGAAAACCUGCAAAAUCGGCAGUGUAUCAAAUACUUGUUCUCCCCACUGUAUAUAUGCAUAUAUAUAUUUGCGAGGAAAAAAAACAUAUGGGGGAUUGGAAGUGAUGCAGACAAUUACAUUGAUGGAAGUUACAAUCUAUCUGCAAUAUUAAAGCUGAUCUACCGCCUAACUUUUUUCUUUAUAAAGAAAAUAAAUAAAUAAAUAAAAGACCUUCCUCUAGGCUCAGAUUAAAGAUAUGACAGAUAGGAGUGGCUAUAGAGUCAGCUACCAUCCUCAGUAGCGUUCCAUCUAGGUUGUCAAUGCCAGGAGGUUUGUCAUUAUUGAUCGAUAACAAUAAUUUUCCCACCUCUCCCACACUAGCUUUACAAAAUUCAAACUUGCAAUGCUUUUCUUUCAUUAUUUGUUUUUUUAUGCAUGAAUACGAUGGCUCACUGUUCAUUGUUGGCAUUUCCUGCCUAAGUUUGCCCACUUUGCCAAUGAAGUUACCAUUAACAUAAUUGGUAACAUCAAAUGGUUUUGUGAUGAAUAAGCCAUCUGAUUCGAUGAAAGAUGGAGUUGAAUUUGUCAUUCUGCCCAUAAUUUCAUUUCAAGUACUCCAACGUUUUUUUCCAUCAUUCUUUAUAUCAUUGAUCUUCGCUUCAUAAUACAGUUUCUUCUUCUUUUUGUUGAGUUUAGUCACAUAAUUUCUCAAUUUGCUGUGAGUCAGCCAGUCAGAUGUGCAGCCAGACUUAUUAGCCACUCCUUUUGCCCCAUCUCUUUCAACCAUACAGUUUUUCAAUUCCUUAUCAAUCCAUGGAGCCUUAACAGUUCUAACAGUCAGUUUCCUAACAGGUGCAUGUUUAUCAAUAAUUGGAAGAAGCAAUUUCAUAAAUUCAUCAACUGCAGUGUCUGGAUGCUCCUUAUUAAUCACAUCAUUUACAUUUUACAUUUUAGUCAUUUAGCAGACGCUCUUAUCCAGAGCGACUUACAGUUAGUGAGUGCAUAAAUUUUUCAUACUGGCCCCCGUGGGACCAACAAAUAUUUUAUACAUCAUCCACAUAUGAGUCACAGCAAAAUCUUUUGUAUGAUCUCUUAUACACUAUUUUAGGCCCAGCUGUUGGAACUUUGGCUUUCCUGGAUAUAGUCACUAUAUAAGUUGUACAGUAUUAGUAAAAAUGUGAUCGAUACAUGUGGAUUAUUUUGUUCCUGUAGUGUUUGUAAACACCCUGGUAGGUUGAUUCAUAACCUGAACCAGAUUACAGGCACUGGUUACAGUAAGAAGCUUCCUCUUGGCGGACAGCUUGAUGAAAACCAGUCAAUAUUCAGGUCCCCAAGAAAGUAGACCUCUCUGUUUACAUCACAUACACUAUCAAGCAUUUCACACAUAUUAUUUAGAUACUGACUGUUCGCACUUGGUGGCCUAUAGCAACACCCCAAAAGAAAAGGCUUUAGAUGUGGCAAGUGAACCUGCAACCACAACACUUCAAUAACACUUUAGAUAAGAGCUUCUCUAAGCAUUACAGGGAUAUGGCUCUGAAUACAGUGGGGGGAAAAAGUAUUUAGUCAGCCACCAAUUGUGCAAGUUCUCCCACUUAAAAAGAUGAGAGAGGCCUGUAAUUUUCAUCAUAGGUACACGUCAACUAUGACAGACAAAUUGAAUUUCUUUUCUCCAGAAAAUCACAUUGUAGGAUUUUUUAUGAAUUUAUUUGCAAAUUAUGGUGGAAAAUAACUAUUUGGUCACCUACAAACAAGCAAGAUUUCUGGCUCUCACAGACCUGUAACUUCUUCUUUAAGAGGCUCCUCUGUCCUCCACUCGUUACCUGUAUUAAUGGCACCUGUUUGAACUUGUUAUCAGUAUAAAAGACACCUGUCCACAACCUCAAACAGUCACACUCCAAACUUCACUAUGGCCAAGACCAAAGAGCUGUCAAAGGACACCAGAAACAAAAUUGUAGACCUGCACCAGGCUGGGAAGACUGAAUCUGCAAUAGGUAAGCAGCUUGGUUUGAAGAAAUCAACGGUGGGAGCAAUUAUUAGGAAAUGGAAGACAUACAAGACCACUGAUAAUCUCCCUCGAUCUGGGGCUCCACGCAAGAUCUCACCCCGUGCGGUCAAAAUGAUCACAAGAACGGUGAGCAAAAAUCCCAGAACCACACGGGGGGACCUAGUGAAUGACCUGCAGAGAGCUGGGACCAAAGUAACAAAGCCUACCAUCAGUAACACACUACGCCGCCAGGGACUCAAAUCCUGCAGUGCCAGACGUGUCCCCCUGCUUAAGCCAGUACAUGUCCAGGCCCGUCUGAAGUUUGCUAGAGUGCAUUUGGAUGAUCCAGAAGAGGAUUGGAAGAAUGUCAUAUGGUCAGAUGAAACCAAAAUAUAACUUUUUGGUAAAAACUCAACUCGUCGUGUUUGGAGGACAAAGAAUGCUGAGUUGCAUCCAAAGAACACCAUACCUACUGUGAAGCAUGGGGGUGGAAACAUCAUGCUUUGGGGCUGUUUUUCUGCAAAGGGACCAGGACGACUGAUCCGUGUAUAGGAAAGAAUGAAUGGGGCCAUGUAUCGUGAGAUUUUGAGUGAAAACCUCCUUCCAUCAGCAAGGGCAUUGAAGAUGAAACGUGGCUGGGUCUUUCAGCAUGACAAUGAUCCCAAACACACCGCCCGGGCAAUGAAGGAGUGGCUUCGUAAGAAGCAUUUCAAGGUCCUGGAGUGGCCUAGCCAGUCUCCAGAUCUCAACCCCAUAGAAAAUCUUUGGAGGGAGUUGAAAGUCCGUGUUGCCCAGCGACAGCCCCAAAACAUCACUGCUCUAGAGGAGAUCUGCAUGGAGGAAUGGGCCAAAAUACCAGCAUCAGUGUGUGAAAACCUUGUGAAGACUUACAGAAAACGUUUGACCUGUGUCAUUGCCAACAAAGGGUAUAUAACAAAGUAUUGAGAAACUUUUGUUAUUGACCAAAUACUUAUUUUCCACCAUAAUUUGCAAAUAAAUUCAUUAAAAAUCCUACAAUGUGAUUUUCUGGAGAAAAAAAAUCUCAUUUUGUCUGUCAUAGUUGACGUGUACCUAUAAUGAAAAUUACAGGCCUCUCUCAUCUUUUUAAGUGCGAGAACUUGCACAAUUGGUGGCUGACUAAAUACUUUUUUCCCCCACUGUAUAUACAACAACUCCUCCCCCAUAAGCAUUUCUGUCUCUUCUAUGGAUGUUAUAUUAUUUAUUUGCUACUGCUGUAUCAUAAAAUGAAUUAUCUAAGUGAGUCUCAGAAAUAGCAAAUAUAUGAAUGUUAUCUGAUGUUAGAAAGUUAUUGACUUCAUGAACCUUAUUUCCAAGGCUACAUAUAUUAAUAUGGGCUAUUUUCAGCCCUUUCCUGGGUAGCUUAUCAGAGAUAGACAUAAUACUGAAAAGAGCAAACAAAGCAAGAUAAAAAAAUAUACAUUCAGCAGUCCAUUAAUCAAUUGGUGUGUGUGUGUGCUGCGGGGUUGAAGCUACAAACCCAUAGGCUUGGCUCUCUCAUCCCUUCCAGGCUUCUGGGAGGGAGGGUGGACAAUGAGCCUGUCAUAGCGGAUGUAAGCAAUGUCCCCAUGCGCUCUGGCAGCUUUCAUGGCUGGGAUAAGUUCUUUCCUCUUUUGGCGCACAGCUUCAGGAUAGUCCUUGUUGAGAAAGAUAUACGUUACUCUCAAGUUCUUGGCUAUUUCCAGAACAGCUACAUUGUCCUUGAACCUCAGGAACUUGACCACUAUCGGGCCUGUCACCUGGGCCAGUGGUGGGUUUUCCAGUCCUGUGGACGCGCUCCACCUCAAUCGUCCUGUGGUCCAUCUUCAAUUUCUCAGAGAUAAUUUCCCUCACUUUGUCCUCAGACUCCAACCAGGUCUCAUGUGGAGAUUCUGCAAUUCUGUCCACAACCAUGUUGUUACGCCUUGAUUGUCCCUCGAGAUAGUCUGAUUUAUCCGUCAUUGUUAUCAUUGAUGCACACACAGAACUGAUGUCCUCUCUCAAUGACUUACAGAUUACUGUAAUCUUGCCGUUCUAUUGUUUCAACUCAUCGAGCUGACCCUGGGAGAACUGCAAACUGUUCUUUAGGUCCUGGACCUCUCUGGUCAGGUCGUCCAUUCUUUUAUUAUUUGAAUCCACCAGUAUUUGGACAAAGCACUUGAAGCUAAUUUAUUGUUGUUGUAACAACUGCUUGUAUAACUAUUUUUGUUCAUUUAAAAGAUCCUUCACGUGUGAUAGAGAGACACCACUGUCCUCGACAUUGGUACUCCCGCCAGCUUUGGUCUUUGUCAUGGUAGCUAGCAAUGUAGGUUUUGCUGUUACUCCUCGCAGUUCCAGACAGGGCAGGUCACAGGGAAGAUUGAAAACAACAAACAGCAGGGAUCUAGACAGCCACAAACCCGGGACAAUCCGCGGUCCCAGCCACAAUGUUAUUCUAAAAAAUAAAUAAUGGAAAAGUGGUGGGUGCAUAUGUAUUCACCCCCUUUGCUAUAAAGCCCCUAAAUAAGAUCUGGUGCUACCAAUUACCUUCAGAAGUCACAUAAUUAGUUAAAUAAAGUCCACCUGUGUGCAAUCUAAGUGUCACAUGAUCUGUCACAUGAUCUCAGUAUAUAUACACCUGUUCUGAAAGGCCCCAGAGUCUGCAACACACUAAGCAAGGGGCACCACCAAGCAAGCGGCACCAUGAAGACAAAGGAGCUAUCCAAACAGGUGGAAAAUUAAAAAAUGGAAAGACUAUGGCACCACAACAAACCUGCCAAGAGAGGGCCGCCCACCAAAACUCACGGACCAGGCAAGGAGGGCAUUAAUCAGAGAGGCAACAAAGAGACCAAAGAUAACACUGAAGGAGCUGCAAAGCUCCACAGUGGAGAUUGGAGUAUCUUCUAUAGGACCACUUUAAGCCAUACACUCCACAGAGCUGGGCUUUACAGAAGAGCGGCCAGAAAAAAGCAAUUUCUUAGAGAAAAAAAUAAGCAAACACGUUUGGUGUUCGCCAAAAGCCAUGUGGGAGACUCCCCAAACAUAUGGAAGAAGGUACUCUGGUCAGAUGAGACUAAAAUUGAGCUUUUUGGCCAUCAAGGAAAACGUUAUGUCUGGCGCAAACCCAACACCUCUAAUUACCCCGAGAACACCAUCCCCACAGUGAAGCAUGUUGGUGGCAGCAUCAUGCUGUGGGGAUGUUUUUCAUCGGCAGGGACUGGGAAACUGGUCAGAAUUGAAGGAAUGAUGGAUGGCGCUAAAUACAGGGAAAUUCUUGAGGGAAUUGAUGAUUUACGUGACCCAGACAUAGGCCAAAAAUAAGUUAAGCUACCCCAUUUCCACUUGACCGUUUUGGAUUGCAAAACUAAAGAGAGGCACCAGACAAGACACAGAAAUAGCAACAGAAGAAUAGGAUAUGAUGGAGAGAGACACCAGAAGAACAGAACAGGCUAUAACAGAAGAGGAUACAAAAAGGAGACAGUAACAAACAAGAACCUGAGACAGCAACAGACAAGACACAGACAGCAACAGACAAGACAGAAAAAGUGACAGAAGAGAUGGAGAGAGAACAGAGGUGGGUUGAGCACACAGUAGACUGUAUCCCUUCAACCUGCUAUAUCGAUUCUAACUUGAUUUAUUUAUUUGCACAAAUUAUAACAGGUGAAAUACAGACAUUGAAAAAGUGAAACAUGGUUUACAAAAGAAUUUGCAGAUGAGGUGAAAAUGCCUGAGAAAUUACUAUUAAAACAAUUGUUUACAACCAGGACAGGACGAGAGAGGAGGGUAGAUAAAAGAGACAGCAACAUAGAAGACUAAGAGACAGCAACAGAAGAAGGCAGACAAGAGAGACAGCAACAGACGACACAGAUAAAGCGAUGGAGAAAGGCAGAGGAGGUGUGUAUAUCUUAAAGCUGCUGUAUGGAAUCUAAUUACUGCAGAGUGUGUGUGUUGGAGAGAGCGAGAGAGAGAGUGUUUGGGUACUAUGGAAUUGUGUAAUCAAGUUGGCUCAUUGGACAGGUCAGAGUCUAUGUUUGAAGUUGUUGAGUAGUAUGGAAGCUUUUGGCAAUACACUGUAGAUAUAUGUGUUCCAGGGUAGAGAGCAUUCCAGAGUAGAAAGACGACAGUAGCUGUAAUUGAGUACUGGCAGUGUUUGUUGUGGCAGGUGGGAAGGAGCAAGUUAACAGAAAAAUAUCUAAUCUCUUAAUGUUCUUAUCUCUCAAUGUUCAUCUCAAAGUGCACCAAAUUCAUGCAUUUAGUUGUUGAAAUUCUUAAUUGUUCUUCCCCCGGACCCCCCCUACUGGCUUUGGGCUAAGCCCCGAAUGUCUUCAAAUCCUAUAAGCGCCUCUGCCCCCAGACCAUCAGGCUGCUGAAUAGCCACCACUACGCAGCUACCUGUUCCCCUUGUUCCGCUCCUGCCCCCGGACUAUAUUAUUAUUAUUAUUGUUGUUUCAUUCACUUCCUUGUUUGACCUGCACUGUUGGAGCUUAAGACUUUCACUGUACCCUGCAAUUACAUCUGCGACCCUGUGCAUGUGACUAAUAAACUCAUCUAAUCUUGCAUUCUGAGACACGUGCUUCUCUCUGCAAAAUUUGAGCUGAUAGCUCAAAAGCCCUUGACUAUGGAUACUCAGAGCAUUAUUCAGAUGGGAGGCAAACAACUUGAGAGUACAUUAUAGCAUUAAAACAUGACAAAACCAGAGUCAAACCGAUUUAAACAUGGAAUGUGAACGAAACAAACCGGUUUAAGAAAACAGUAAUUUCAUGAUGUAUAGAUUUAUUUCAGGGUGGAGGAUGUAAAGUCUUUAUUUCGAUGUAGGGACGGUCUUCUGGUUCAACAGAAUCAGAAUGUGUCUCUUAGUUGUUCUAGCUCUUGUUCUAGUAUAGCAUGCUGCCCCACACGGAGGCCACCAGGGCGGCGCAGAGAGCUGCGGAUACAGAGAGCUUGGCGGAGGUUGCGCCGCUGACUGUGGCUGGGUUGCACUUGUUGGUGUUGCAGCAGGUCUUGACGGUGGCA
This is a messenger RNA of Coregonus sp. 'balchen', 62443 nucleotides long. NCBI's taxonomy places the organism in Eukaryota, Metazoa, Chordata, Actinopteri, Salmoniformes, Salmonidae. The record is from the annotation of a GenBank genome assembly.